AUGACCCUGAGAGCCACUAAAGUUGACCUUCUCAAGUCUAAGAAUGCACGUGAGCACCACACCUCCGAGUUUGACAUCCCAAAUCUUACUGUGAGACGAGGACAAGUGUUCACAUUAAAGAUUGACUUUAAUAGGUCACUUACUGAAAAUGACCGUGCUAUGCUGCAGUUUACUACUGGUAAGAACAUAUGGGUGGUGGGUCAGAAGAGUCCACAAUUGGUACCAAUAAAUAUCAUGGAUUAAAGUUAUAAAUUUACCAUAUAGGCUGAGCAUAAAUCAAGCCUCAGUUAAAUGUAGGCUUGUGCAGAACAUAUACACAGGGCUAUUCACUAUAGUAAGAAUUCUAAGUAAUUUUGAAGGAAAAAUUGUCAGACUGGAAACUUUCUCCAAGUCAACUGCGCUUCCCGUUUGCCCACUUUGGCCUCAAAUUUGAAAUUCAAUUUUAAAUUCACUUAGAAUUCUCACUUUAGUGAAUAAUCCUGAUAAUCAUUUUGACCAUUUUUGCUUUAAAGGGUUAUUCCACAUAUUGUUACCACUACAGCUGCUGUAGUAGUUAUGACGCCAGGGGUAGCCUGGUCCUAUUUCCUGAUAAUGGAGCAAACAAUUUUGCAACUCUUUUCCAUCUUACCUAGAUGGGAAGGCUCCGAAGCAUUUUUUGCUUCUGUAGAGAUAAAGACACCAGAAGUAUAUCCAUCACUAUUAAAAGGUGGGGCAUCUGUGGAAUUUAUAAUAUGGAAUAAAAUAUAAAAAAAUCACCCAUAACUUGUCUUGAACUUUUUUUUAUCAGAUGCUCCAUUUUCUUUUAUAUCAUAUUAAAAAUUUUUGCAUUUUUUGUGGUGGUCCAAUCACAGACUUCCAAUGCAGCUCAAUGAGAGGUCUUUGCAAGGCAGGUGCUUUGAAUAAUUGCCUGGCUCUUGAGUUUAGCUUAACUGUAAGGAAGUAACAGGACAGGUUGUCUGAUUGAUAGCAAAGGGGUGUAAAAGUGUCAUUUCCUAUUGAAAUAUACACUUUUUGUAAAAUGAUAAAAGAUGUCACACUCACAGCAAGCUAAAGUGCUUUUAGGAGUCUGGAGUAUAACCUCUCGUGAUAUUCAACACUCAUACAUCUCAAAGAAUGAUGUGCCACUAAAUCCACACAUUUUCCAUCUAGGUUCUCAACCAGUGCCAAAAAAUGGGACUAUGAAUCUUGUUGACAUGAAUUUAACCUCAAAUUUGACAAAACAAUGGAGCACUAACGUGCAACUGAGCAACACCAAUGAGGUAAUUAGUAAUAUGUUUUACUUAAUUAGAAAUUAUAAAAAAUGGAUUAAUGUAAAAUGAAUAUCCUCCAGAAUAAGUUUAAGGAAUCUUAAAGUGGGCAUUCAUCCUACAUUAUUUGCAUCAACUAAUAAAAUAUAAAUUUUCAGUAUGUUACAAAUAUAUAUUUAUUAGAAGCACAUUUCAUUAGGGUGUGCACACAAGAAAUGUAUGCUUUUCAGUACAUGCAAACAUUUAUUGAAUAAUAAAUAGUAAAUCCAUGAUAAAUUCAAUUUUUUUAUGAGGCAAGCAAACUGAAAUUGAGCCUAAUUUUAACAGACCAAAUAGAUUUUUAUUACAAAUUUUAAUUAAAAAUGUAAAAUAAAAAAAUACAGCGAACCAUAGACUCUUAACUCAGAGACAUCCCCCUUCCCUCACUGAAUGAUGCCGCAAGAACACAACUUGCAGCCCCCAUCACCACAGAAGAAGUGGCACAAACAUUAAAAUCGAUCAAACCACACAAAUGCCCAGGACUGGACGGAUUCUCGGGUCUUUAUUACAAAACAUUCUCAGACACACUCCUACCCCACCUCACCAAGCUAUUCAACUCACUACUACAAGGAGACCAAAUACCGGAAGGCAUACUAAGGUCAAAUAUUUGCCUGAUUCCAAAGCCAAACAAAACACAUCUUGAUCCGGGAAAUUAUAGACCUAUCUCUCUCCUCAACGUCGACACCAAAAUAUUCAUCAAACUCCUAGCAAACCGCAUACAAAUUUUCCUCCCGAAACUGAUCCACCCUGACCAGGUCGGAUUAUCCCAUCCAGACAAGCCAGCGAUAACACCAGACGCACACUAGACCUCAUCUGUGUGGCACUACAUAGGAAGAUCCCACCCCUUUUCCUCUCCAUGGACGCGGAAAAGGUGUUUGAUCACCUUCUCUGGCCCUUCCUCCUCACCACCCUACGGACAUUCUGAUUUCCCACUCCGAUUAUCACGGCCCUAACCACCCUCUAUGACAACCCGACAGCCAGCCUCCUCAUACCCAAUGCAAAAGCCACGUCAAUCCAGAUCCGAAAUGGUACCAGACAGCGAUGCCCACUCUCCCCACUCUUAUUCGCCCUCUCCCUUGAACCGCUAUUGCAGAAGAUACGAGACUCCCCAACAAUAAGCUGCCUCAAAGUAAGACAAACUGAAUAGAAAAUAGCGGCAUAUGCCGAUGACAUUCUCCUGACACUCACUAGCCUGACCCAAUCCAUUCCACCUCUAUUAACAUUCCUGGAAGAAUACGCAGCCAUUUCGGGAUACAAACUAAACCUUGACAAGACAGAAGUCCUCCCGAUAGAGAUACUGGAACAGACUCUCGAUAACCUUCGAUCCUCGCACCCAUUUAGAUAUAACGAACAUAGCAUUCCGUACCUCGGAAUACUCCUUCCCGCUAACCUCAACUCCACAUAUACCCUGAACUACACCCCCCUACUCCAACAAGCACUCACAGACCUCCAGAACUGGAACAACAUGCCCAUCUCAUGGUUAGGGACGAUAGCCUCCAUCAAGAUGAACCUGCUCCCCAGAUUCCUAUACCUCUUCCAAACACUAACCAUCCCAAUACCCCGAAACGAAUUCAAAAUACUCCAAACCAAAAUAGACAACUUCAUCUGCAUCUAACAAAAAACAAAAUAAAGAGGGUCACAAUGUAUAAAAAUACAAAAACAGGAGGUUUGGGACUCCCCAACUUCUAUAACUAUUUCCAAGUCGUCCAAUUAGCACAAAUACAUCAACUACAUUCCCCACCAGGCCUCAAAAUUUAGGUGGAUCUCGAGCACGACCGCCUAGGGGGGGACCACCCCUCACUACUCCUAUGGCUCCCGAAACAGUUCAGACCCGACACCCCACACACGACCCUAGCCCUACGCACUUUAUUCCUGGUGUGGGACAAGAUCACAAAUAAGAUACCACUCAUCAACACACCAUCACCUCUGACCCCAUUCCUAAGAAACAAUCAAUUCAUUCCAGGAAUGACUCCCCAAGACUUCACGCAUUCCGAAGACAACGGACUCACACGAUUCCACCAUUUCUUCAGAUCCAAACAACUGCUUCAAUUCCCAGACCUACCCAGACACACCCCACUGACCACCUUUCGACCACUUCAGAUACAUCCGAAGCUUCUUCCAAGACCCCCGACACGCCAACACAGCUACCACCAACCUGACCCAAUCUGAAAAGAACUGAAUACACAACCCAAUCCAAAAAGGACAAAUAUCCUCUAUCUCCAAUUAAACUCUGCUUGCCCAACAGAUGCACUCUCCUACACAAAGGCAUGGGAAAGGGAUAUAGGCCCCCCUGAAGACCCCUCAGACUGGGAUGACAUAUGGGAGACUAUGGCAUCCCUUACAAUAUGUGUCAAUCACAAGGAGCAAGCCUACAAAACGGUACCUGACACCCUUAAGGCUAUGUCAAAUGAGAUGCUCAACCACGGACAGGUGCUGGAAGGGAUGUGGAUCCCGGGGCACCUACAUCCACGCAUGGUGGGAAUGUCCCCACAUAGCCCAACUAUGGAAGGCUGUAGCAACCUAAUGUCCUGACUCCUCCAUACGGAUAUCCCCAUGGACCCGUGGGUCUGGCUGCUCUCUAAACCUCAUGCCGCUCUAAUCAGAUCACAGAACCAUCUGCUUGCCAAAAUCGCACUAGCUACCAGGCACACAAUAGCUGAACUAUUGUACAAUCAAAACAUACCCACCAUAGGGGCAGUACUCUGUAAAGCGGAGGAAACCAGAGAGAUGGAUAAACUCUCAGCCCUACCUCAUGAUACAACCCACAACCAUAACAAAAUCUGGGAUCCAUGGAUCAUAAACAACUUGAUUCACACCUAAAAUCGCCCACACAUAACUGACUACCCAUCACCAGCCCACCCUCUCUCCCCCCCACCCCCAAACAACACCAGCCCCGGGCACAAUCCCCCACCCACCGAACAUUGCAUUGCAAAACAACACAACCUUCUCCCCUACCCGACAGCAACCUGUCAACCCUCAACUACACCACGGACACCACUCACACAGACUCACACACCAAAAAAAACAAAAUUAAGAGUACUGAAAAUACUGAUACCAGAACACACCCCCCGAAAGGAAAACUCCCACCGCACACACACUCAUAAAGCGAUAACCAACGCAAACACCCUAUCUUAAGCUCCCUGAGAGCACUGACGAUUCGAAACUCGGUUCCGGAAUCGGACUGAGACCCCCAAGUUUCCCCUGACCCCCAGAUCAAGACCUACAGACACACAAGACACCUUAUGACGAGACUGGACAUAAUAGACCACCGAGAUAUGCAGCUCACAGCUUGUCCACAAGAGUUAAUAACUAUCUAUGUGUAAAAUACAAAUAAGGAUUGUACAAAAUAUGGAAAAAGGCAAAAUAGAAGAUAUACAAUGCACGGUAUUUUGUUACUCCAAUCCCCCUGAUUCUAUUCUGUACCCCAUACGCUGCUCAUAAUAAUCUGAAAAAACGAUAAAUAAAGAAUUUAAAAAAAAUAAAUAAAAAAAAAUUGAAAAUAAAAAAAUAAUCCCUAAUUUGUAUUUAAAAAAAAAAUCUUUAUUUUAAAGACUUGUGAAAAAUUGGGUUACAAUCAGGGCUCGAGUCCUGCAGGAACACGUUCCUGCAGGACAGCCCGGCCUUCCUGCCUGCACAGCCCAGCCAGCAGCCCCACUGGAUCCCAGGUACAAAAUCCACCCAGCUCUCCCAAAGGUAGGGAGGCUGGGUGGAUUUAAAUAAAAAAAAAUAAUCUGUGAGUGUUGGAGGGAAGUGUGUGUGUGUGUGUGUGUGUGAGAUGUGCAUGUGUCUGUCUGGCUGUCAGUGUGUGUGUGUGUCUGGCUGUCAGUGAGUCUGUGUGUGUAUAUCUGUCAGUGUGUGUGUCUGUCAGUAAGUCAGUGAGCCCUCCUACCCACCUGGCAGAACCCCUACCCACCUCACAGCCCCCCUACCCACCUUAAAACACCCUACCUUCUCACAGCCCCCCUACCAUCUCACAGUCUUCCUACCAACACCUUGUCACAGCCUCCCCCCCCCACAAACCCUGUCACAGCCCCCUCACACAUCCUGUCACCUCUCCAAACACACACCCGGUCAUUCUCCCUAUAUACACACCCUGUCACCUCCCCACACACCCUGUCACCCUCCCACACACGCACACACACUGUCACCCCCACACACACUGUAUCAUCCCCUCCAUACAAUAUCACCAUCCCCAAUCACUUUCAGCCCCCACACACUGUCACCCCUCACUUAGCUAUAUAUAUGCAUACAAGCUUAUAAUUAGUUUUUUGGGGGGAGGUGGAUCUUGAGUAAGUUCCCACACUUUUUUGCCCAGGACUUGACCCCUGGUUACAAUGUACAAGAUCCUUAGAAAAAAAAUACAUAAACAUCACAUAUUUUACAAUUAAAAUAAACAAACUGAAGAAAGAAUAUAAUAUAAAUACAUUUAGAUAUUUUCUGAGGAUGCCAUAACAGAGUUAGGACAUGCUUACCUGUCAGUACAAUAAUAGAUUAUAGCUAAUAUCCUCUUCUCUAUAUAUGCCAUUUUUCUUGUUUACACAUAAUAAUUAAAAAUAGACAUUACCUGAUUCCAAUAGCAGAGGAGCUCUGAACCAAACAUAUGACAAAAAAGAAAAAGAAAAAAAUGAAAGGAAGGAGGGAGAGAUGGUAAGGGAAGGGGAAACAGGGGUGCCAUCUGCUGUCGGGUCAGAAGCUUAUACUCACAAUUCUUCCUACCAUGCACAAAUUUUGAAAGGUAGUUUCCCCACCUCUUACCACUGCCAUAAGCUAGUCCAUCAAUGUUUUAUGUCCUAUCAUGGACCUGACCUCCCUAAGUAAUGGAACCUCUUAAUUAAUCCAAUUGGUCACAAGUGACCAUCUGGCCACUAAAGUAAUCUUAUCAUAUCGUUUUUGCUUAUAUCUGCUCAGACCCUUUACCAGUUUAAAAAGAAGGAAGGACCAGGAAUUCAACUCUAUCAAUCUCUGGGAUACAUCACCCAUUAUUCCCUUAUCCUGACUCCAAAACAUGUUUACUUUAGGGCAAUCCCACCACAUUUGGAUAUAUAAACCUUUUGAGUCCACAUCCCCUGCAACACAGAUCACUAGAGGUUUUACCCAUUCGGAAUAAUUUGACCGUGGUGGUAUACCAUCUGUAACGGUAGUCACCAUCACUAAGAGCUUAAGAUGGACAAUUCAAUUAGGUAUCUGAGUGAUUCCAAUGUUUAAGUCACCCUAUGUCCAUUGUGGGUGCAGGGUGUGUGUGUAAUGUAGUUGUUUAUGAUUAUUGUUAGUGUGUUCUCCUGUCUUGCUAAUGCUUGCAAUCAACUAGGUGAAUUUGGCUGUGGAACCUGUACAGCACCACCUGUUGGUUGCAAGGAUCUAGCAACAGCUAUAUGCACUACCUGAAUAGCAAAGCUUGCUAAUUUGCAUAUUUGGGUAGAUUUGCAUAUUGCUAAUUCUACAGGCAGGCGAGAUAUUUUGUGUUGGUUAUUGACUUCCCUACCCCUUUGUAGAUAUUUUAAUUAUAUUUCCUUGCAUAUUUUCUGACAUGUUUUGGUUAUUUGUAUUUUAUUAAGUUUGUCACUGCAAUCUUUAUGUUAUAAUCAUUUAGGCUAGUCCCAAAAUAAAAAUAAAGCUUGGCAUGUUAGUUCCUUUUGAAACAUGUGUCCUGUGUGGAUUUUUAGUGAUCCCAGCGACAGAGUCUUCAGACCUGUUUGCUGGUUGCAGGAUCCCUCCAGCCCUGGGAUCCACUGGAAGGAAAGCUGCAGCGGAAAAGGCAUAGGGGAAGAUACCUGCCUGGAAGAGAGCUGCAGCCUGGUCGGGUGGAAGAGCUCCAGAAGGACCCCAGUGAAGCUUCAGCGAUUGGGGGGGAAGUGUUCCAGGGUUCCUGAAAGUGGCUAGGAAGUGGAUUGGGCGGAGGUACUCGGUUGGAGUACAGGAGCUCUGUCACACCAUCUGUGUAAGAUUUUCUGCAUAGAUUCCUGUAAAAACACAGAAACCGAAAUAGAGACUGCAGUCUUCCAGAUGGUCUCCAAAUCAUCCCUUUACAAUGUACCACCCAGAUCUUCCUCCCACUAUUUUGUUUAGGCCAGUUCAAGCCAUAAUCUAGAAUUAAAACAUAUGUGGUUAUAUAUAAGUGAAAUCACUUCUUUUUGAGUAGUUUCCCUUUUGAAUAAUUUUUCAAACAUAGUGCUCUUUUGGCACCAUUUUUGACCUCCUUUUUAUCCACAAAGUUUCAAACCUGAAGGAACCUAAAAUAAUCCCUCAGAGAAAAAAUUUCAUAGAAUGUAUCAUACCCAACCAGGAGAUGGAUUUCCUCACCAAAGUAGCCAUAUUAAGGUUAAGCAUAUCUAACAACGGGGUAACAUUAACACGAAAGAGUGAGGCAGGUUCAGAAGUAAGAUAGUUUCUUAUAUAUAUCAAACCCGUCCGUUGUAUGCGGAGACCAAAUGUAUACCUAAUAAUAUGUAGCUCAGUGGCUGACAGAUUCAGAGGAAGGGCACUUGAUUUAUCAUAUUUAAUUUUAUACCCUGCUUGUAUACCAUAUUCAUCCAACAAUCUGUAUAGGGAAGGUAAGGUUGUCAGAUGGUUCUUAGUUGGAAGAAGAAUGUCAUCAGCAUAAGCUGAUAUUUUAUAUAUGUCAUAACCCACCUGAAUUUCGUGAACAUUUUGAUGUUCCUUAAUCUGUUGCGAAAUUGGUUCUAAUGACAAAAUAAACAAAAGAGGAGAGAGGGGGCACCGCUGCCUAGUGCAAUUACUCAAUUUAAAUAGCCAUGAUCUGCGUGCAGCCGUCUCUCUUGAGCCUGCAGGUCAUCAUACAUUGUAGAAACUGAUUAGAUAAAGGAAGAAGGGUAGUACCAACGCCUCAGCAAGCCAAAUAGAUAGUGCAAUUGACCCUAUCGAAUGCCUUCUCAGCAUCUAAAGACAAAAGUAAAGUAGGUAUUUCUUUGGUCUUCACUACCCAGAUAAGAUCAGCAGAUUAUCUAGUUUUUUCAAAAAGUUGAUGUUGUGGAACAAAUCCGGCCUGAUCAGGGUGGAAAAGUCUGUACAGUAAAGACUUCAAUCUAGCCCCCAUAAUGUGAGCCAGAAACUUUACAAUUAUAUUAAUUAGAGAUAUAGAUAUAUAAAUUUCCACUCUAAUGAGGUUCCUCCCUUCCUUUGGCAAAAGUACAAUGCCACCAGCUUCAUUUUAUUUUAUUAAACAACUUAGUAAGGUAAGGGAUUAGAACCUCCCUAAAAAAAUCUUAUAAUACACACCACAAAAACCAUCUGGCCCAGGAGUCUUGUGACCUUUCAAAGUGGAGAUUGCAGAGGCAAACUCCUCCUCCAAAAACUCUGAAUCCAUAUCAACUAGGGCCUCAGUGGGGAUUGUAGGCAAAGAUAUGGACUUUAUACUAAUCUGAGAGGUUUAAAUAAAUAAAAUGUUAAUUAUUUAAAGUUUGGAAUGUGUGUAAGAUGUGAGAGUGCAUUCACUAAUAGUUGUGUGUCUAUCUGCUGAUUACUCUAGAUCUACAGUGUGCUAUUUCAAUUUAUUGACUUAAUUUAAGUUGAUAGAUGCAAUUCUCAUAAAAUGAAAAAUAUUAAAAUUACUGUAGAUCUUCCAUUCUUUACAAAAGUACAAUCAAAAACACUACUUUAUUGUUUUUGUCAAACAAAUAUCUGUACAUAUACAUACGGUACAUAUAUGUACGGUAUACUGUGACAUACUAUGCAGGCUAUAUAUCUUGAUUGCAUAGUAUGUCAGAGUGUAUAUAUAUAUAUAUAUAUAUAUAUAUAUUCUUAAACGAAAAAAUAAUAACUAUUUUUUUUUUAUAGUACUUGGUUACUGUCAACAGCCCUGCCAAUGCCAUUGUUGGAAAAUACGCCUUGAGUGUAAUAACAGGAAAAGGAAUUGUUUAUAUGCCAGAGGACAGUCCCAUAUAUAUCCUGUGCAAUCCUUGGUGUGAAGGUAAUCUGUUAUUGUCAUGAAUAGUGUCAUGCAUGUUACUAUGUAUCAGUCUUGUGCAGGUCUUAAGUUUCGUGGAACACUCACGAUUCAAAUUUGUCUGGAAAACUGGAGGUAAGUCUUAGUAAUGCAGUACAACAAACCUAUAAUUGUUCAGGCAGAAUAGAGUCUGUAUGAAAACCUUUGAAGUUGUUAAUAAUGUUCUAUAUUUGUGUAGCCUACAUAUCAUGAUUGGAAGGGCUUGGCCCUGUUCGACCAACCUGCAGGAAACUAGGACCUAUAAUCCCAGGACAUAGCAUUUUGUCCAAGAGGAGAAUAUCUCAGGAUGUAUUAGAUAAACAAAACUAAUCACAGAGACAAAAAACAUUACCGUGUACAGUUAAGUACCCUGCACCAGUGUUUCCCAAACCAGUCCUCAGUCCAGCAACAGUCCACAAUUUAAGCAUUUCACUUUUCUAUUCCAAUGGAGAUACUGACAAAAGCUGGAUAGGUGCUAGGUCUUAAGGACUGCUUUGGGAACAAAUGCCCUAUAUCUUCACACCACAAAUGCAAAUAUGAGGCAAGUGGAUAGCAGAGAUUUACUCGAGUCAAACACAGAAAGACUAUCUUCAACAGGCACUACCCAUUCACUCCAUCACUGACAUGCUUUCAUUAGAGGCACCAGAUUUAGAUACUUUGUAUCAGCAUAGGAAUCAUGUAUUCCAUAUUUUCUUAAAGUUAUUGCAAGCACCAUUAUGACCAUGUCAGUAUUUUGCUCAUGAUACCUGGAGUCUGUAUGUGCAGCAUUUUACUGCUGAUUAACCCCUCUGCUGCAGCUGGUAUAGCACCAUAUGCCAGCCCUGAACUAGUGACCAAAGUUGGGGAGGAUUGGGCUGCAGGGGGGGACUAGAAUUCGGCACUGGCACAGGGAUACAUUUUAGCUGUUCUUUUUUUGUUAUUUGGGGGGUAAACCCAUAUAGCAAGGGGUACUCUGAAGAAAACCAGUGUUUUCUAAAACCUCUUAUGCCUACAGAUAACAGGUCCGUUCUCUAUAUAGAGAUACCACAUUAUUACCCUGGGGCCACAUUGAAGGAGACUUACGGGUGGCCCAUGCUCUUGGGGCCACCCUAUGGCAAUGGAUUUCCUGGGGCCGGUCAGUGAUGCAACGCUUUAAGAGCGCGACCGGGCCCCAGUGAUGAUUUCAGAGCUGGGAGGAAGCCGUCACUUCCUCCCAGCCAACAGAGCACCACGCAGGAGGAGAGAAGGGAGUGAGAGUGGGAGCUCUGACUCCCAUCAGCAUGAGGCAGCCACUGGACCCCAGGGAAGUCACUACAUUUUUUUCACAGUUUGUGUGUGUGUGAUAAAGAAUGUCUGUAUCAGUAUAUCUGUGUGUGUGUGUGUAUCUGUAUGUCUGUCUGUGUGUGUGUGUGUGUGUGUGCCUGUAUGUAUGUGCCUUUAUGUGUAUAUGUGUCUCUGUAUGUAUGUGUGUCUGUAUGUGUGUGUGUGUGUGUUUGUAUGUCUGUGUGUGUAUGUAUGUAUGUACGUACGUACGUACGUACGUACGCACGCACGUGUGUGUCUGUAUGUAUGGACUCUGUGUAUAUGUGUGUGUUUGUAUGUAUGUGUGUGUGUCUGCAUGUGGGGGGGGCAUAUGGGGUGGGGGUAGAUGUAUUGGGGUGGGGACAUAUGGGGUGGGGGGAAGACUAUGGUGGGCGCCCAGGGCAAUUUUUGCCCUGGGCCCCGAGGUUUCUAGUUACACCUCUGCCUUUGAGGCAUUGUAACUGCUUCAUCUUCUUGAAGUGGUUAUGAUGUCUGGAGUCCUUUGGCACUAUCCUUCCUUUCAGUGUUAAGAAAUAUUCCACUCUGUGCUGCUGCAGCUAAUGAUGAAGCAUAAGCCUGAGCAACAGUGAUUGGCUGAGAGUGUCAGAGGAGCGUUUUUAGCCAUUGCUAGUAGGAAUUGGUGUGGUUAGAAUAAAAAGUGCAAUCUCUGCCUUUCCCAUACCUAUAGUGAUACUGUUUGCAGCCAGGGCCCCCAUUUAGUGUUAAAAUGCUUGAAAAUAGCAGCCAUGGGACUCCUCGCACUAUAACCAAUUUAGUGACAUUAAAUGGUUAUAAUAUCCCAUUAAUUUGAUGACAACUGUUACCAGAAUUGUAAGCCAUUUUUCAUUCUCUCUUGUUCUAUAAGGAACAUUUUUGUCAACAGUGGGAAAUACAUGAUCACCUGUACAUUAUAAGAUCAAUCACAUGUGCUUUGUGCUGCAUGUUCCUUGUUUUCUAGAUGACGAAGUAUAUAUGCCUAAUGAAGAUGAAAGGAAAGAGUACGUUCUGAAAGACACGGGUUAUAUCUAUGUAGGGUCUGCUAGUAGGAUCUCGGCAAGACCAUGGAACUUUGGACAGGUAUAUGUUUAUUUGCUGUUACUAUUGCAAAGUAUGUCCCAAAAUAAGAUAUGCUGCUUGAUUAAACCUGUAAUCUUAUUCUUACAGUUACUACUCUUUUCAUAAUUUUUUUUUAUGAUGAGAAAAGUGUCUUGUUUAAGGACAACUGUCACCUCAAAAAUUAUUUUUUAUUAUAAUAAUCCCUUUAUCAAGUAUUGAAAGGAAAUACAUUAAAAAAAUAAGGUAAGUGUAAACAAAUCAGAAGAACUCCUCCCUACCUUUAGAAUACGACAGGAUCCUUCAGCCAUAUACAUGUAUCUUUGGUCAGACAGUGUUUGGAAAUCGACAGUCUAUAUUAUCUUCCCUGCUUCACUUCUUUUACUCCCUAAACAGUAGACCACAGAGACUAACUGUUGGGGGGGCUGAGCCUUGCAUCCAUGCGGCUUAGAUGCCAUAAUUUAUUGCUCCAGCUUUAGUGCCUUAAUUGGGCUGAAUCCAGUCAAUUCUCCCACCAUCCAUUAUUGAGUGUGCUGAAUUUAGCUGCAGGGAAGCCUGAAGAACACACAGAUGCUUUUUUUCUUCACCUCGCAUACCAAAUUGCUACACAGGCCAUGAAGAAGCCUCAGACCGGAACACCUGUGGACCUCAUUGAGGAUUCAGCAGACUGGAGUGAAUACCCACCGUUUUGCAGGAGAGAUUUAGUUUUGUCGGAGAUGGGCUGCAGAACACAGAAGACACCAAAUUCUGCUCCUGGAGACGCAAGGUAGAUAGAAACAUAGAAUGUGACAGCAGAUAAGAACCAUUAAGCCCAUCUAGUUUGCCAAAUAUUCUUAAUACUUGCAUUAGGCUCUUAUGCCUUAUGCCUAUCCCACACAUGCUUAAACACCCUCACUGUGUUAACUUCUACCAUUUCAGCUGGAAUGCUAUUCCAUGCAUCCACUACCCUCUCAGCAAAGUAAUACUUCCUGAUAUUAUUUUUAAACCUUUGCACAUCAAAUUUAAGACUAUGUCCUCUUGUUGUGGAAGUUUUCCUUCUUUUAAAUAUUAGGGAUGUGCAUGGGCAAAAAAUUUGGUUCGGCACUUAUGAAAUUCAGGACUUUAGCAAUUCGGGACUUCGGCAAUUUGUCACUUCAGUUCGGUUCUGCACUUCCGAAAUUUGGGACUUCGAGACUUUGGCAUUUUCAUAACCCGACCCCAUAACCCUAACUCUAUUCCUAACCCUACCCCUAACCUUACCCCUACUCCUAACCCUAGCCCUAACCCUACUAGGGUUAGAGGUAGGGUUAGAGGAAGGUUGGGGUAAGGGUUAGGGGUAGGUUGGGGUAAGGGUUAGGGGUAGGGGUAGGGUUAGGUGGAAAACAAUUCUACUUAUCACCAAAAAUAGCAGAUAAAUAUAAUGUACUUAGCUUAGUACAAAUGUUGAUAGCUUCCCUAGAGGCUUUUCCCUCUUGAGUCUCUGUAGUGUCAGAUGGAUACAGAUAAAAACAGGGAUACAGCUAGGUGCUUGAAUAUAAAAGACAAACAGCACAUAGUGAUGUACAGUAUACAGAGCUAGCACGCAACAAUCAUAGAUUGCACUCACAGGAUUGAAGUCAAAUAAGUGCCUUGAAAUCCACAAGUGGAUUAUCCUGGUCUGCCUUCCACCAUUAGGGGUAACAGAUAAUCAGCAGGUCCAGGUGCUUCAGGAUGCAAAGUCAGAAUUCACUUGCAAAAAAAUAUAUAUUUAUUUAAGGCAACAACUGCCUGAUAAGAAUAAUGUAUAAAAAAUAUAAAACAGAUCUAACGCGUUUCGUCCAACGCAGUGGACUUCAUCAGAGAUAAAAUAAACUGAACAGCAAUGCAAGAGACUGAACAGCAAUACAAAAAAAUACAAACAUAAUAUCCCACCCACCACAGACCCAUUAAAUACCCUGCAGACGCAGGUUGUUCACCAUGAAGGAAAGACUUUUAAUGCCUCAUAUCCCGAGGAGGUUCUUGCCUUGCUCUCAGCCCUAGACCUGGAAGACUUGUCUCCUUCAAUAUCGAGACCUGCACUGAACUAUACCUGGGAUAUCCCAAAUGUGGUACCAUUUGUUCCUGGAGGGGGAUAGGACUCAGUGACAUAAGUGUUCAUAGUUUAAAUUUUUGAAGGAAGUAUGAUUUGCUUUUGUAUUUCAUUAUGGUUUAUUUUUAUGCUAUUCACUGAACCACCACAGGGUGGUCUCGAGGCGUCUGAGCUACUAUGUGAUAUUACUUAAACAACACAAAUCUCUUGCCACUACCAUACAUUCCCACCCUCUUCGACUGCUUGGAUAUGGGUUAAACACCUAAAGGAGGUGCCAUAUUUUAGCAGACAUUAGCACAUUACACAGCCUAUAUCUUAUGGCCGAUAGAUACACUCUAUCAGUGAGAGAGAUCUGAUUUAAUAGCCUUAAAUUUGUUUGAUAGGAAUUAUCUUGACCUUAGGCGCAUAUCACAGAUGUGAUUUGGUUAAAUAAGUCUACUUCAAUGACCCUAUGUUUAUAUAUGCAUAAUCUAUGGUGUCUUGAGGUAUUAUACUAAAUGACCAUUUUUUCCCCUUCUAUAUGUCUUCUUAUACUUGAAGCACAUACCACUCAAUAAAUGAGAGACUAACGGUCAGUUUGCAAACACUGUCUGAACACAGGUGCACAUAUUAAGAUGAAGUGCCCUGGGUGCCUUUGGUGGUAUUUUAGUUGGGGAAAGGCAUCGCCCCACCAUCUUUAAACUUCACUAGCUGCAACUGGUCUUCAGUCUCCUGCAAUUAAUGUUUUCCUGGAACAUUAGUCUCACAGUCCAAGAUCCAGGCUCAAAAGGGACUAAAAGUGAUUGGCUUAGUUGUGCCCAUCUUUAGCUUACAUUAAAAAAAAGGAAAAGCUUCAUACGCUAAAACAAUGCAUUUACGAAGUGUUAGGUUACCACUAGUAACCACAUCACGGCUUUCAACAUGUAUACAAGCAAUAGAGUAAACUGCAGAGAAGGUUAGUUUUUUUUAAAUGAAAUACAGAAUACAGUUUUUAACACCAUUUUGCUGCUAUACACUGAUCAGCCACAACAUUAAAACCACUGACAGGUGUAGUGAAUAACAUGAUUAUAUCAUUACAAUGGCAUCUGUCAAAGGCUGCAAUAUAUUAGGCAGCAAGUGAACAGUCAGUUCUUGAAUUUCAUUUGUUGGAAGCAGGAAAAAUGGGCAAACAAAAAGAGUGACUUUUACAAGGGUAAACUAGUGAUGGCUAGACAACUGGGUCAGAGCAUCUCCAAAACGGCAAGUCUUGUGGAGUUUUCCCAGUAUGCAAUUGUUAGUACCUGUGACAAACUCCCCUUUCCAAGUGAGUUUGCCACGAGUUCCCGGAGGAGCCUGCUUGCUAGCCUCCUGCCCGCUAGCCUCCUGCCCACAGUCUAUGGACCCUGUAAUAUGUGAUGUAAAAGUCUCCGUUCAUGUAUUUUGACUAUAUGGUUUGGGAACCGAACAGUGGCACGAACCGGAGACCACCCUGGAGCUUGUUAAGCCUAACUGAUACUUUGUAGCAAUUUCCACCGCAGUGUUCUAAGUGUUUGUCUGGGUGGCCGCAAUUCCUAUGGACGACCACAAGGUGGCGGAUAUCUUGUUCCCAUAAAAACAGGCAGCGGUGUUUGGUCGUCGAGUACAUGGAACUAUAUUCGGACACUGAAACUCCCGAACACUACUGGACUUCCAUGAUUACCUGGGUUAGGUUCUACAACACUUAGAAAGGCGCUGUUCGGUGGAAACGUUCCCGCAAACAUGGGGAACAAGUUUCAGGGUAAGAACAUUGACUAUGGUCGGUAAGUUUUUUGGUUUUGUGAACCACCGAACUAGAUCGACCGCAAGCCCUAAUUCUCUGGAAUGGUUUUGGGCAAGGGACCAUGCAUGCAGUCAGUCAAAUUAUGACUUCCAGGAAAUUCCUGAACCUCUGAACCGAUCUGGGUGAUUUUUGGAUAUGUGGUCAUCCAGAUCGGGGCUAACAGGGGAUGUAACUUUUGUUGGGUUUUAUGUCAUUUUUAGGUACUUUUGGGUGUUUGGGAAAUGUGUGUUUUUUUGUACCUGGAGAUAAUUGAGUUUAAUACAGCACUUGACUGAAUUAUCUCCCAGACACAGGGGAGGGAUUAUCUUAUUAUGUAUAGGAGUGUCCUGGAUUUGAGAGCCAAUGUAAUUGUGUAUUUGUUUCUACUAUGGUUUAUUCUCAGGUCCGGUGCCCUUCUGAUGGGGACUUGCAUAUAAGGCCAGUUGUGGCUGCCAAUAAAAAUUCCAGCUUGUACUCCCAGAACUAUGUGUUGUCUGGUUACUGGGAGGGGGAAGGGCUAUUCUUUAAUCACUGUUUCAGUGUGGAGGAUUCAACAGAGAGAAAAUCCUUGUAAGGACUAGAGUUCCCAGAACUGAGUGUCGUCCAGUGCCUGGGGGUGUCUAGAGCGAAUUCCCCUUUCGGCUCCAGGAGGGAGCGGUUCCAGGACCCCUGUUAAGCCACUGCAACAGUGGGCAGAAGUGCUGCGGUUUGUCCCCUGUUCCAGCUAGCAAGCAGUCCUUGGUGGAGGUACCCAGCCAGGGGUACAGGGAGCUCUGUUACAGUACCUACCAAAAGGAUGGGCAACUGGUGAACCGGUGUCAGGCUCAUUCAUGCACAUGGGGAGUGAAGGCUAGCCCUUCAGGUCAAAUCACACUGAAUAGCAACUAAUGCUCACAUUGCUAAAACCCUUAAUGCUGGUCAUGAUAGAAAGGUGUUAGAACAUACAGUGCAUCACAGUUUGCUGCAUAUAGGACUGCGUUGUUGCAGGACGAUCAUUGUGCCCACGAUGACCCCUGUUCACCGUCAAAAGCACUUUUGAUGGGGACAUGAUCGUCAGAUUUUUACCUUUGAACAAUGGCAGAAGGUUGCCUUAUCUGUUGAUGAAUCACGGUUUCUUUUAGAUCAGCUGGAUGGUCGGGUGCUUGUGCAUUGUGGGAAGAAAGUAGGCCAGCGGAAGCAGUGUUUUGCUCUGGGCAAUGUCCUUCUAGGAAAUCUUGAGUCCUGGCAUUCACAUAGAUGUACCAUCUACCUAGAGAUUGUUGCAGACCACGUACACCCCAUUCAUGACAAUGAUGUUCCAUGAUAGCAGUGGUGUAUUUCAGCAGGAUAAUUCACCGUGCCACACUGCAAAAAUUGUUUUGGAAUGGAUCAUGACAAAACACAUCAUAAUAAUUUUAUUUAUUUUUAAUUGAAUCUUCUUGUGGGUAUAAUCACAGAAUUUAUGGAAAUACAAAGAACAAAUACGCUGUUUUAAAUAGUCAGUCAUAACAAAUAUAUGCCUCUAAAAGCUAUUGUUGAGUCAAAGAACCAGUAUAAGGGCAUUUACCAGGCAAGUCCUCCUAAGAAGCAAGCCAAGGUCUCUAGGGUAAAUGGGAUGCUAUAUUUUGCUUUUAAUUGAUGUUUAUGAAUGCUGUACAUGUUAAAACACCCCUGAUACUUUAGUUCCAGUACCACCUAUAUGGUUAAUCCCAUAUUUACUCAUGUCUAAUUUUAUUUAAUUUAAAUGUUUUGGGUUUUUUCCCAGCAUGAAAUUGAUGUACUGGAUUGUUGCAUGCACCUUCUUGAUCGAAGUGGACUUAAAUCUGCAGCGAGGAGGGACCCAGUGAUUUUAUCCAGGAAAUUAUCUGCCUUAGUAAGUUUGGUAUUACAAUGCAAUAUUUAAGAUCUUGAAACUGGACCCAGUAUCUUUAACUUAAUAUUCUUCAAGAGACUGAGCAAAGGGUAUUGUUUUUCCUCAGGUUAACUCAAAUGAUGACCAAGGAGUACUAAGUGGGAACUGGUCUGGUAAUUAUUCUGCAGGCACUUCUCCUACCACUUGGACAGGAAGCAGCACUAUAUUGCAGAAGUACUAUAAAACUAAAAAACCUGUUCUUUUUGGGCAGUGCUGGGUGUUUUCUGGAGUUCUCACCACAGGUAAAAUUAAAUAAAAUAUUGUGUUGUGUGUUAUAGGGUGUACUCAAAAUUUAAAAUUAUAUCACAUUUUCUGCCACUAAUUGUAUUAUUAUUUAUAUUAUGAAAACAUAUUUUGCAGCACUUUAGAUUUAAAUAAAGUGACUAUUUAGUGUCAAAUAAGUCCCUGGUCAAUAAAACUUUAAAUCUAUGAGGAUUUGAGGUAGGCCAGGAAUCAUAGAUGUAGAAACUGUGUGGGGAUGUACCCAGUCAGUUCACCAUUAUUGUGUUUAAUUUAUGGUACCGACUGAGUGGCCAGCACCAGUGAAAACCGUGGGCCUUAUGGAGAGUCCAAGCACUUUAACAUUCAGCAGACAGAUGCAUUCUCUCUCUACCUGCACUCCCCUGCAGGGACUUCUGAACUUCGUCUGGGAUGACGAGGAGUUAUAUACACACAGGACGCUGCUGCAGAACAGCUCUGCAAGGGAAUGCACAGAGCCAGAUUCACAGACGGAGAGCAUCUUGCUCAGCCAUGCCACAUGUUAUCAGCAGCUACAGCAUUGGCGCAUUUGAUUUGGGGUUAGCCAGGUGGGAAUUGAAAUAUGGACUAAAAAAGUAAAACAUAUGAACUGAAAUACAUGCAUAGAAAUGUGAGACCUGUGAAGAGAAAGAUAUGGUGAGAAAUAUGGGAGACACACGUGAGAGGAAAUAUGAGAGACCAUUGUUGACCCUAGUCACAGAUUUUGUUUUGGGGGGAUGCCUGGGUGGGUGUGGUCAUCUUAAUAACCCCUCCCCUUUCACCUUAAUAAGCCCACCCCUUUGCAGUCCAUCGUGCAUGUUUCUAUGUCAAUGACGCCAUCUCUCCAUCUUUAAGCCCCACCCCUUUUUGUAAUCAGAUACACUCACUGACAGACACACAUACUUACUGAAUUGACACCCACAGACACACAUACACACACACACACUCUCUCAAUGAUAAACACACAAUCUCAUUGAUUUGAAACACAUUUACUGACAGACACACUCACUGACAUACACACUGACACACAGGGCCGCCAUCAGUAAUUUUGGGGCCCCUGACAAAGCACAAGGCCUGGGUCCCCCCUCCCCCCCUGGGCCCGCCCACGCCCUACCUAGUCCGCUGACAAUAAUGCAGGACUGAAUGUGGUUUGUAUAAUGGAAGUGAAUUAGAAUGUGUGUAAUGGAUGUAGUGUUUGUGUGUAUUAGAUACUGUUUGUGCAGUUAAUGCAGAGUGUGUGUUUGUGUAGCGGAUGCAGUGUGUAUAGUGAACGCAGAGUGUGUUUGAGUAGUGGAUGUAGUGUGUGUACAGUGAUGUAGUGUGUGUUUGUGUAGUGGAUGUUGUGUUUGUGUGUACUAGAUUAAAUGUGUUUAGUAGACGCAGUGUCUGUGUAUAGUGAAUGCAGAGUGUUUCAAUUUGUGGUGGAUGUCAUCUAUGUACUGUGAAUACAGGAUGUUUGUGUAGUGAAUGUUGUGUGUACAGUUAAUGCAGAGUGUGUGUUAUUGUAGUGAAUGCAGAGAGUGUGUUAAUGUGUAGUGAAUGCAGAGUGUGUGUUAGUGUAGUGAAUGCAGAGUGUGUGUUGUACUACUGUAUGCAGAGUGUGUGUUUUAUUAGUGUAUGCAGAGUGUGUGUUGUAUUAGUGUAUGCAGUGUGUGUGUUGUAUUGGUGUAUGCAGUGUGUGUGUUGUAUUAGUGUAUGCAGUGUGUGUUGUGUUAGUGUAAGCAGUGUGUGUGUUGUGUUAGUGUAUGCAGUGUGUGUGUUGUAUUAGUGUAUGCAGUGUGUGUUGUGUUCUGUUAGUGUAUACAGUGUGUGUGUGUGUUGUGUUAGUGUAUGCAGUGUGUGUGUUGUAUUAGUGUAUGCAGUGUGUGUGUGUUGUGUUAGUGUAUGGAGUGUGUGUGUUGUAUUAGUGUAUGGAGUGUGUGUGUUGUGUUAGUGUAUGCAGUGUGUGUGUAAAUGUGCAAUCUGGGGGUGGGGGGGAGGAAGGGACAUUUUCACAUUAAUUUCAAAUAAAUUUUAUAUUAAAUUAAUUAAAUGUUUCUCCCCCCUCCCUGCUCUUUACCUGUGUCCAGGGAGGGGGGAAAUUCCAUUCCCUGGUGGUCUGGUGGCAUGGGGGACCCUGGCUUGUUCUCCUCUCUUCUAAUAACUCUUUCGAUACCCGCGGCCUGCUUGCCGCGCGGAGCGUUGCCAUGGCAACACUCAGAAGGCCGCGGGUAUCGCGAGAGUUAUUGGAAGAGAGGAGAACAGGCAGUGUGCUGGGCCCCCUAUGCGGUAACAGGAAGCAGGGGGCCCGUGGAUGCACACAUAGAUAGCAAAAGAGAUAGAGAGGGAAAGUGGGGCCCGGGACUGCCAGAGCAGUCCGGGCCCCCAUGGACCGCCGGGCCCGUGACAACCAUCAUGGUUGUCACCCCCUGAUGGAGGCCCUGCUGACACACAAUCUCACAGAUGUGAAACACACUCACUGACAGACACAUUAACAGACACAAUCUCACUGAUUUGAAACACUUAUCGAUUUGAAAUACUCACUGAUGGACAACCUCACUGACAGACACACUGGCACUCUUAAUGACAGACAUCCAAUCUCACUGAUUUAAAACACUUACUGACAGACACCCACACACAGAUAGGCACACUCACUGAUUUACACAUUCUUGCACACACACUCACAAAUUAAUUUUAUUUCUUGUGUUUUUAUUUAAUUUUUUAGGCCCAUCCAGACUUCCCUGCUUUUGGGAGAGCUUGUGUGGGUCUUCUCCCUCGGGUCAAGUGGCUCCUGUAAUCUUCCAGUUCCUCACUGCUCCCUCGUGCACUGUUUAGUGAUGCCAGGGCUGGAGUGAUGUCAUAUUGCAGCUCCUGGAAUCACAGCAGGGUACGCAAGGUAGCAGUAAGAUCCGCACUCGGCCGUUUCCAGGAAGUUCUGGUUCGUGCAUGCGCAAUAACACAACUGGAACUUCGGUGAAACGCAACACCACCCGGGCGUGCGUUCCACCGCUGUGCGCAGACGCAGGUCCAGCCAUGUACUCACUGCGUCCUCGCCACGCUUUCUUCCCAAAGCCGGUACUUACUCAGCAUACAAAGAUCCUGGUGUUGAAGCUCCGUACGUGGAAGGAGACUGGCCACUCAGCCUGCCACCCGGGAGCUAUCGGGCCGCAUCCCCCAGGCAUCAACCCGUGUGCCUCACCUCCAACAGAUGCCUGAUCCAUCCCAUGCCGGGACAAGGAAGAACUGAGGUGGGUUUGCCAUGGGAAGCCCUUUAUAGGGUAAUGGGGGAGGUACUUUUCUUAAUUCCUUUCUUGCAGAUGACUGUCCCAACUAGGAAGCACAACCCCAUACGUACUGCCACCAUAUGUCAGAAAAAUACACACACAUAUAUAUAUAUAUAUAUAUAUAUAUAUAUAUAUAUACACAUAGAUACAAAUAUCUAGUUAAUACAAUGUUAUGUUGUGGGAUAACAUAUCAUAUAUAAUCCAUAACAAGUUUAUUUUGAUAUUGAGAUAUAAUAUAUAUAUAUAUAUAUAUAUAUAUAUAUAUAUAUAUAUAUAAAACAAUAGCAAAAUACACAUAUAUAUAUAUAUAUAUACACACACAUAUACAGUAUAAUAUAUAUAUAUAUAUAUAUAUACACACACAUAUACAGUAAUUGUAUACAUUUUAUAUAUAUUUUAAUAAAAUUAAAAUACAUUAAAUAAAUUAAUUAAAUAAUAAAUUUUUCUAAAUUAUAUAUAUAUGUAAUUUCAUUCUAAAAGAAUUUUGGUAUUUAUAUAUUAUAUUAUAUUGGCAAUGUACAAUACAUAAGAGCAGACAUUAGGCUGUUAGAGUAGGACCUGCCAAUGAUGGGGUACAUUGACGUUGUGGCAGGCUUAGGCAAUGUAUGAUCAUAUAAUGUAACAAAAAAAAAAAAACUAUUACAAUCUGUCAACAUUGAAGUUGCUGUUUAGUGUUUAGUGGAUGAGUAAGUGCGCUGGAAAUUGUGUAUUGUAUAUAUUGGCCCCCAGCAAGACACCACAUUUAUGCAUGUUCAGGUGAGUGCAGCCCCCUGGUUUCAUAUUGACAAUAUUUAUAUAUAUUGUCAUCAAAAUACACUUAGAAUGACAUUUUAUAUAUAUAUAAUGCCUUGCGUCCCGCACUCAAAGCUCCCAGUCUUGUCUAUGUCUUGGUGCAACGCCUGGCCUUUGUAUAAAAUACCUCGAUGGAGAGCACUCACAGGACUCAUAAUGAUGAUAAGAUGCUUUUAUUCAGCAAAAGUUCAUAAAUCAAUGACACUAACACUUGAUUUAUGAACUUUUGCUGAAUAAAAGCAUCUUAUCAUCAUUAUGAGUCCUGUGAGUGUUCUCCAUCGAGGUAUUAUAUAUAUAUAUAUAUAUGUAUGUACUUUACAAGUAAAGCCAUGCUUCCAUAGCAAGCUGAGUUUGCAUUAGCAAUGAAACAGCUGUCCAUGAGUGGUUCACUGGCCUUGCUCCUCUUCCUGAGUUGUGUUUCAAAGCUGUUGUAUACAGCAGACACAUACUCCAAGGAAUCCAUGUAUAAAGUGGAAUUACGAGGCAAAAAUGUGGUUCUUUGUUAAGCUAAUUUGCAUAUGCCUACCCAGAAUCCCCUGCAGUAGUGAGAGCAUUGUUAAAGUGAGAUUUCUGGGGGAAAAACAAAUCUAAUGGCUUGACCGGUGUGUGUAUUUGUGUUUAGCAAUGUAUUUUAUAUAUAUAUAUAUAUAUAUAUAUAUAAAUCAAUAAUUUACAAUUUACAUAAAUAAUUGCAUAAAUAUACACGUAGAAUUUAAAUACAAGUAUUUGUAUUGUAUAUAUAUUUAAAUUCUACAUGUAUAUUUAUGUAAUCUUUUUACAUAAUUAAGUCAUAUUAUUAAUUAUAAUUUGAGGUACCUGUCUGACAACCCAGGCAGCAAGUCCAGAGAAUUGAAUUUGAAGCCCUAUGUUUAACUUUGUAAUUUUCUAAAACACCAUAAAACAUGUACGUGGGGGGUACUGUUGUACUUGGGAGACUUCGCUGAACACAAAAACAGUAAAACUUAUCACGACGAUGAUAUCACCAGCAAAAGAGCAGUUUUCGUGUAAAAGAAAUGCGAAAAAACAAACAUGAACACUAACUUUGGCCAGUUUUUGUGACUAAGUGGCUACUAAACAAGACUGGACAUAACCCCAUUUUGAAUACUCUGGUUUGUCUUCUUUUUAAAAUGCUAUGCCAUGGCGGGGUUAAUUUGCAUUCCUGGGCUGCCAUACAGUCUCAAAGGCAACAUAGCAAAUCUGAAAAAUUUCAAUUUGCAAAAACAGAAAAUGGCAAGUCUUUAUUUGACCCUGUAACGUUUAAAAAAAAAAUACAUAAAACCUGUACAUUGGGAGUACUGUUGUACUUAUGAGACAUUACUCUACACAAAUAUGAGUGUUUUAGAGCAGUAAAAUAUAUAAUACUGAUGAUAUCAUUGGUGAAAGGGCAGUUUAAAUGCAAAAAAACCUAAUAUAAACGCUAACUUUGGCCAGGGUUUGUGACUAAGUGACCACUUAAAAAGACAUUUUGAAUACCUUGGGUCGUCUAUUUUUACAAAUGGUACUCCAUAAUGGGGUUAAUUUCCAUUCCUGGGCUGCCAUAUGGUCGCAAAGGCAACAUAGGUCAAGCAAACUAAUUUGGCAAAUUUCAAUGUGCAAAAAUGGAAAAGGAGAAAGCCCUAUAACUGACUCCUGUAAGUUUUCAAAAACCCACAAAAAUCUGUACAUGAGGGGCACUGCUGUACUCAUGAGACAUCGCUGAACACAAAUAUGUUUGUUUUAUUGCAAUAAAUGUCAUGCAGAAUUUGAAAAAUAAAUUUUUUUUGCAAUGUUUCACACUUUUUUAGAUUUUAUUCCCAUUAAAUUAUGUUUCAUAUGUAAAUAUGCGAUAUGAAAUGAAAGCUGCUUUUCUACUGUACAAAUUUAUAUAUAAUACGUGUGAGGGAACUUAAUAUGAAAGAGGUAAAUUAUGGUUGAACAACAUAUAGCACAAAUUCCAGGUUUUGUUUACAUUUUGUUUGAUCAGAACUCGUACAAUUGCCUUCGUCCUAAAGGCGUUAAUUAAUUGGGAACCCCUGCACUAGACAAAUACGUUUACAUUUAUUCACACAUACAUUUACAAUAACUCACACACAGUGGUGUAUUCUGGUUUUGUGCUGCCCUAGGCAUGACAAAACUCGGGCACCACCUCCUCUGUUCCAAAUUUUUCUUCCUGACAGACACACGCCCUCACUAAUCCAUGCUCUGACAUACAUACUGUGGCGAAACCGGCCUCGCCACGUGUCCUUGGAGGGGGCUGUUUGCCCGCCUCUUGCCUUUAGACUAUGGCCCCUGUUCUUUUUCCCUGCAGAAAGGCUGGUUUGUGCCUUUCUGCGGACUGUUAAAGCCAUGCUACCCCAGAUAGCUAUGCCAUGGAGCCCAGCAGUAUACUGAAAGACUGUAUGAAAGACUUUGGCUCCAUGGCGAUUGAACUAUAUGUAUGUGAUCUGGGCGCCAUCCGGUAAUAAUGUGCACUCAGAUCUAAGCUAUCUGGGGAUAGGUAGAAUCUCUGUAUUUUAUGUAAUAAAUGUAACCUUGUAUAUUUUAUUGUAUUUUUAUGUCUUUUAUUGUCCUUUGUCUGCCAUGUGGCUAAUGGAGUUUUGCCUCUGUCCUUGGAGAUAAUUGAAUUACUUCUCAAUUAUCUCCACUAUAGAAGACUCUGUGGAACUGGUUUUGGGCAGAAAAACCAUGCUUCAUUUAGUCACAAAGGACUUUCCCUUAACUUUUGAACCCCUGGUCUGAUUCGUGCCAUUUUUUAAUAUGUUGUUCCCCUGAAUGGAUUGAUUAUGAAAAUGUAUGUUUUAUGUUUGUGACAUGUAUAUUUUAGAAGUUAUAAAUAUUGUGUAAAAACUGUAUUCCUCUGCCGGUGAUAAUGAGAUUACCCAUUGUGUUCAGUAAUCAUAUCACCUGCCAGAGGGGAGGAUUUUGUGUGGGAGUGUCUGGGUGUAUUGUACGGAUUGAUUGGUUGUUUUGUAACGCCCUGUGGGCUGUACUAUGUUUGUGGAUUGGGAAUAAAAGAGACUGUAUGUGACAGUACAGAGAGUUCCUGUUUUAACCCUCAAAGUGAAGUGUCGUCUCAUUAUUGGGGGAAGGAUUUAUUGUAUGCUGUUCCAGUUUGACUGCUAGGAGAGUAAACCUAUUCGUAUGGUUCCUAUUCAACUGUCUACAGCAUUCAUAUGCUUGGGAGAAUUUAUUUGUUUCUCCGGUUCGGUGAUUGUGGUGUCUGCCAGAGUGCUUGGAGUCCUCAGGAAGUGCAUCCUUCAACGGAGGUACCCAGUCGGGGUGCCAGGCGAUCCAUUACACAUACACUGACAGAUACACAGUCAUUGUUACACACACUGUUUAACCAACACACACUUUCACUGAAACCUACAUAUUCACAGACAUACACACUCACUCAUUCACUGUUACACUCACUCACAGUUAGACACUCACAUUCACCGACAGACACACACAUUUACCAACAGAUACACAUACACACUGACAGACACACACUCUCAGUAACAGACAUGCAUGUACACACUGACAAACACACUCACUGACAAAGACAUAUACACUCUCACUGACAAACACACAUACACACUCACUGACAAAAACCAUAUACACUCUCAGUGACAGACACACACACUCUCUGAUAGUCACAUACACACUCCCUAACACACACACACACUAGCACACUCAAUAACAGACACACACACACACACUCACACUUAGUAGCAGACACAGACACUAACACACAAUGUUUUUUUUAUUUUUAUUAUUUGUUCAAUCCACCCAGCCUCCCUACCUUUGGGAGUGCUGGAGUGGAUUCUUCCCUUGUGUCCAGUGGGGCUGGCUGCAGAUCGGCAGACAGGCGGGCGGUCGGGCUGGCAGGCACAUGGGAGGCGGGCAGCGAGGGAACUCUGAUCUUCUCAGGGAGAGCUCAGGGGAGAGUUGUAAUUAUCAACGCAUGCCAGCCUUGGGGGGGCCCUGAGCUGGCCAGCUGGUCAUCUCCUGGGCCACCCAGGACAAGAGGCUGGCAGGACAUUUGCCAGGGUGUUUGAGGGGGGGUGGUGUCUUUUUUUGCCGCCCCCCCGUAAGUUCUACCCACUUAGCCUCACGGCACAUACAUCGCUGCUCACACAUAUGCUACAGAUAGACAACUACAUUUAUUAAACCCCGAGACCAAUUAUAAAGAGCCCUACCAUUGCAAUAAACGCAAAAAUGCAUCCUUGCUUUGACAUAUACAAGGUUAUUGCACAAAUAAAAACGUGAAAGUGCACAUGAGCACAAAUAAAAUGUUACCCUCCAGGUACAAAAUAACAGGGGUAAAUCUACAAGAGAUAACACAGAGCAAAUAUCAUAAUGUAAUAUGUAUAUAUAAAUUGAAGCUUCCCACAAUGCAGUAUAUGACUUACAAUUAUCAGAGCCAGCAAUAUUGGCUCUAAUAUAUGGCAUUUGAAAUUGGGCUUCAACUCAACUUAAAUUCUACCCAUUCACUCCAAAGUCAACACUGGAGCAUAUGAUAAGGAACGAAUUUGAGCAAACUCAAAAGACUUUCUUGUAAAGUACUUAAAAACUUAAAGUAGUGGUGUUUUUUAAUAAUAAAAGCCACCACACAGUACAGCACAUCACGUUUCGAUACUAGGUUUUCAUCAAGGUGUGUAUAUCACAGUGUACUCAAUCCCCUUAAAUAUCUCAUACAUUUGAAUAUUGUCCAUAUUUUUGGUUUUGGGCGAUCCUCGUUUGGCCAUAUGGACUACACCUAAAGGAGGUAGCUUAAGCUUCAUUUGCUACAUCUUGAAAACAACCAGCUAGAUGGCACUUCAUAUGCAUUUUGUGGGAACUGUAAGUUCUUCACUGGAAAUCCACCACCGGUUGCUCCCACACCUUCAAACCUCUUCCACCUACAAGUAAGCAAUGACGAUACAAGAAAAAUUGUAAGCUCCGAGUGGUCUUUUAUAAUGCCAGUUAAACAAAUUUAUUUAUUUCUAAAGCCAUAUUGUUUAUUAAUUAAUUAAUGUAUUUUUUUCCUUUAUAUUGAUAGUGUUGCGGUGCUUAGGUAUCCCAGCUAGAAGUGUUACUAACUUUGCUUCAGCUCACGAUACGGAAGAAAAUUUAAACGUUGAUAUUUACUUAAAUGACAAAGGAGAAAAAUUAGACGACUGGACCUCUGACUCUGUUUGGUAUGUACAAAUCCAUACUGACAAGCACAGCACAUAUUAAAUAUUGUAGUUUAACUUUCAUGGAAUGGUUCUUACAUGUGAAAUAACUCACAUUGGGUUUGUGAAUCACUUUAUUAUUUGAAUUUUACUUUAAAAGGGAUUUUCAGGCUAGCACAGAACCUCCUUGCAGGUCUGGGGAUAUGCAUCUGGCUUCCGCAGAGCUAAAGAAGCUGCAUACCGAUCCUGUUGCCAUUCAUUAGCUGAGAGCAUCAGCUGACUUCUCUCGGCCAAUGAAUGACAUUCUGCAGAAAUGACAAUAACCAACCACAAUGAUACUGCCAGAGGUGGAGUUACGCCUCCAGCAGCAAAGGGAUUCAAAUCAGUAUGCAAAUCACUGCACAUGCAGAUUCAGGCACCAUGACCAUUUCAAAUUACUAAAGUGGUCAUGGUGCCUAGAGUAAACCUUUAUAUAUAGAAAUCAGCAAUAUUGUAUUCUGCUAUUUUUGUGGACUUGGGCACCUCCAUCUUGUCUUCCUGUCAAUCAUUGUUAUAAGCUCUGCUAUUACUUAGCUGAACUGGAUCGAGUUAAACAAGGUUUAACCCCGAGGUGGAGCCUAGGCAUCCACCUAGAGGAUAGACAGCGGCCCUGAAUCCAUGAGUAAAGCUCAAUACCAGCACUAUUGGAAUAUAUGUCCCAUUACGGUUCAAAGGGACAUUGUAAGCACCAAAACACCUUUAGGUUAAUGGAGUAGUUUUGGUGUAUAGAUCAUGCCCCUGCAGUUUCACUGCUCAAUUCUCUGCCAUUUAGGAGUUAAAUCCCUUUGUUUUUGCAGCUCUAGACACACCUCCUGUGAAGAGAGAUCUAAAGUUUAAACGUUCUUUAUUGCGCAGUCUGCUUAAUUUAGAAUUUCUUUUCUAUUGCUCCGUUAACAGAUAAAAUCUUCUAAAGUAAACAGACUCUGCUGACUGGGAGGUGGGGCUAGGGCUGCAUGGACAGAAACAAAAGUGAUCUAACGUAUAAAUGGCAGAGAAUUGAGCAGCGAGACUGCAAGAGCAUAUUCUUUACACUAAAACAAUGUAAAUAAAAUAAAGUACUUUGGUGCUUAGGGUGUCCCUUCAAUAUUAUAAAACUACAUGUUUUUCUCCUCUACUGCUGCAGGAAUUUUCAUGUCUGGAAUGAAGUGUGGAUGAAGAGGCCUGAUCUGCCCAGUGGAUAUGAUGGAUGGCAAGCACUUGAUUCCACUCCACAGGAACCUAGUCAAGGUAAGAUGAUUAUUUUACUCUAUACAAGUUAGUUAUUGAUGUAUUUAUUGUUAUAUAAACACACUCUUUAGUUUUUGAAAAUAUUUAAUUCCCAUAUUAAUAGGUUUAUUCAAUAACGUGAUUUACAUAUCCCUUGUCCCAUUGGGGUUAAAAAAUGUGUCAACAGGGCAUACAGGCAGUUUUCAUACUCCUCUGAAAGUAUGCGGCAAGGGUGCUUUCUCUCCCCAUUCUUGUUCACACUGUCCUUAGAACCAUUACCAUAAUCUUUAAUGCAGGAUCGAAAUAUGAAUGCAGGGCAUUACAAUUGGGGACCAGGACUUUUGUCUGUCAAUUUUUGCACAUGAUAUUAUCUUAACAUUAAUAUUAACACUAAGCGACUCUACCUGCUCAAUACCGGCACUAUUGGAAUUGAUGGCCCAUUAAGGUCAAUUUUCAAUUUACAAAUGAAAUCAAGCAAAACACAGGCACUGACUAAAGGUGUUCUGGGGAGAGUGAUUGAGGAGUUAAUGAGUACAUACAGAUUUUACUGGAGAACUACCACCAUUAGCAUCAAACUGACCAAAAAUACACAACUGAUUUUACCUACUAUUUCUGGAUAAAUGUAGGAAGGAGUUAGCCAAAUAGGGACACCUUAUGCUAUUAGUAUUAGCCUAUGAGUUUUACUAUUUAAUAUAUAUAUCCCUGGGCAGGUAGAAUUCAUACAUUAAAGAUGAUGUUACUCCCAAAAAUAUUGUAUCUUUUUAGUCUAUUACCCAUUAAGAUCCCCUUGACAUUCAACAAGUCACUACACAGACUGUAUGUGUGUGCGGUAUGGGACUGCCACACAUUGAAAGAUAUUACAGGAUGGGCUUGUUACAGGUGGCCUUAGCUGUGCAUCAUCGAGUGGUAUAUUUCAGUGAAUGAAAAGGAGAUAUCCCAACAGCUAAACCCAAUGGUGCUUGACACCAAAUGGACUCAGAGACAUUUGAGGAAAGCACAUACGUGGUAUUACAGUUCUACAUCGUUGGCAAUCACAGAGUGGUACAGCGGUGGGGAGGAAAUACAUGUCUGCUGACCUGUUGUCAGUGUUGUUGAUUCUGAGUGCGUGGUUGUCCCUGAAACAUUGGGCUAAGGCUGGGGAAGAUUAGGUAGAUUCACUAUUAUCGAAGAGCACACUACUACAUUUCCCAGAUAUCCAAGCCAAGUUUGCACUUCCACAAAAUCAAAUUGUUCCCCACCUACUGUGAUAAAGUGAAGGCAGAUAGGCCUAUAACAUUUAACCCCAGGGGGAGUAUGUGUAGUAUGUGUUGUAGGCAACACAAACCUAAGUUUAGUUAAGGGCCCCUGGGGUGGAGCAUUUGGAGAGCAGGGUGGGCCAAUGCUCCACUCCGCAGUUUGCAUACAACUGGGAGAAAUAAGUUCCAGGCCAGAGUUUUGAUCUGUCUCCAACCCACUGCUCAGCUGCAGAUAAUCAGCUGCAGCAGUGGAAAUAAACCCCUCCCUGCUAGGCAGGUAAAAGGGGGUUUGCUGGCUUCCUCUCUGGAAGCAGGAAGGAGAGACGCUGUUCUCUCCUGUGAGACAGUCAAGGAGACUGAGCACUGGGUGUGCAGAAGGGAAAGCAGUCAAGGCUGGCUUGGAGCACUGGGUGUGCAGAAGGGAAAGCAGUCAAGGCUGGCUUGGAGCACUGGGAGUGCAGAAGGAAGCAGUCAAGGCUCAUUUGGAGCACUGGGAGUGCAGAAGGAAGCAGUCAAGGCUGGCUUGGAGCACUGGGAGUGCAGAAAGGAAAGCAGCAGGCUAGCUGAGAGCACUGGAGUGCAGAAAGGAGAGAGAGAAUUUUUGUUUUUUCUAGAAGGAAUGGAAGGCACAUGCAAACUGAGUGUGGAGUGCAGAGAUCUGACAAAGGCACUAGGUUGGUGAAACCAAUUAUUGUUCUGUUAUAGUUUAAACCCUUGAGAGAUAGGGAACUUGAUGUUAGUAAGUGCUCAGACCGAGUUAGGUUUUUGUUUAUAGGGAUUUGUUACUGUUUGGUUUUUUUUUUAUUUGCUGCUGUAUCUGUGGUGGAGUUUAACAAUAAAGUGCCUGGAAUUAAGUUGCCUUAAAAGACUGUGCAUGUUUGUGCCCAAGAGGACCGUGCUACCUGCAGACAAGGAUCACACUACAUAUAAAAAGUAUAAUUCUCUCUCAGGUGACAACACCACAAGACCCUGCUUAUCAGACUAACGCAGUGUUUAAAGUGCUCAUACAUAGGUGCUGGGAAAGACCCUGUCACUGUGCUACACAGCUUUAGAAGAAAAAGUUCCUGCUAGCCCAUUUGCUUUCUGAAGAGAUGGGAUGUGGAACGCACCUAUCAGAACCGUCUUGGCUGGAGUAUUUCAAUGCCCUAGGUGACUUGUCCCGCUUCUCUUCAUAAUGGAAGCUCAUAAAAAAUUGAUAUGUAGAUGGUAUUUCACCCCCUCUACGUUAGCAGUGUGGGGUAGAAGAGGGCACCAGGCUACAUAUUUGAUUGGAGUGCAGGGUGUUGCUGCCACUGUAAGAGGAAGUCACAAGACUGUAUACACAAAUGUCUACUGAUUGCAUACCCUUUACGCCAUCCUGCUACCUACUACUGCUAUUCCCAAACUCACUCCUCAGACAUAUGAGGACACUAGCUAAACAUUUUAUUCUUGCUCCUAGACAGCUUAUUGUCCUAAACUGUAAGCAGUUUGCCCAAGCAUACUAAAUCUCAUAGAGAAGGUGCGUUUGGCCAUAUAUACAAAAGAAUGAGUGUUAGCUCUAGAGAGGAAAGAGAGAGAUUUGACAAGAUAUGGGAGAAAUGGGAGAACCUAUUGCCAAGGCUGUAGCAACAUAAGGUAAAGAGAGGGGAGUUUAUUGCCUCGUUGGAGGGUUGUUGGACCCAGGUUAGAGCAGUGAACGGUUGUUAUAUUGACAUUGUAAAACCAAUAAAAAUAUAUAUUUUUAAAUCAAAUAAAUUACCUAUUAAAAGGUUGGGUUUUCAAUAAAUAUUGUAAGAAAAAUAAAUGCCAACUAUGUACACAUCCUAAUAAAAUGUGCCGUACAGCAAUGUUAAACAAAAAAAUGUUUCCUCAAUCCCUGUAGGUGGCACUCAAGUACCAAAAAAAUAUUUUCAAAGCGAGUUAAAAAAAAAAAAAAAAAAAGCAAACAAUGUAACCAAUAUAUAAAGGUAUUAAAACAAGGUUCAUGUUAAAAAAAUAUUAAAUAUCAACUUAAUGAUCUAAAAAUAGUCAAAUAGUAAAGCCUUAAAAAUGUAAACAGACAUAGAGAAUGUAAAAUAUUAGAUUAGAAUCCAAUAAAUUUCAGGAGUGGUAUUUCUUUAAAUGGGCAAUAUAUGAAGCAGAUAUUGAAUAACUUGUAAAAGACAAUAAUAGAAAUCUAAUACAAAUAGUACAAUAAUUCACCUUUUGUUACCAUGCAUUAAUUAAAACAUGUAUCUGAAAUAUGUAGAAAAUAUAUAUAACUUAGUAGUAGAAAUGUCUCUGUAUUGAUACAAUAGUCUCUUUCAAAAUGACACUGUGGUCUGUGAUUUGUUAGCUGUUUACAGCUUUCUCCAGUUAUGAUCGAACUGGAAUAUGUUAGCUGAAUGAGCUAAUUUAGUAUUGUACAAAAUUAUAUAUAUAAGCCAGUUUGCAGUUGAUAUAUAAUUGUAUGUACUUAGUAAAAAAUAUAAUAAUAGCUAACAGAUCAUGGUUAAUGAUCUGUAGUUUAGUAGAUAAGUUCCAUGUUGCUCACAGAAAGUGAAACAAAAUCCGAAGUGCUAAGUGCAAUAAAAUACGUUUAUUGGAUAAAAAAGAAAAGUUGUGCACUUACAAUAACGCAAAGAGUCUAAGUGCUUAACUGGAAUCUGGAGAACCUGGUGUUUGCAGCUUGUUCUUUUCGGUCCGCCGGCAGAUGAAUGGACCUGUGGAUAGCCGCGUCCGUGUCACCGAUCUCCUGCGUUCCAAGUGAAGCCCGGUCUUCUUUGCGAUAAGUGCCACAAAGUGUUGAAGUCCUUACGCGUUUCGUGAGUCUAAUGCUCACUUCAUCAGAGGAUAUUGUGCAAGGAGAACCCACGGGUUUAAAUAGCUGAUUGCUGCUUCAGUUUAUGUUAACCCUUUCAUGCUUAUGUUCAUACUUGCUCUAAUUAUUAAAAUUGUUUUAAUACUGUACAUAUAUAUUCUUAUAAUAAAUUUGAUCUUUGAGGAAUAUAUUUCAUCAUAUAAAACACAUUAUAGGAGAAAAUUCUAAGAAGUUAUUAUAAAAAGUUAUAAAAAGAAUUAUAAGAAAAUUUAACACUUCACUAAAAAUAUUUCAUUAGAAGAUAACAUUGUUUUUAGAAAAUGAAGGUGACAUCAUUAAAAGGAUAUAAUAAUAUUAUGUGGUGUAACAACAUGUUAAAAGUAGUAUAACUGCAUAUUAAAAUGAUAAUACAGAUAUCUUAGAAAAUUAUACAGUGUUUGUUUAUGCAAAUGAAGAUUAAGACUUUUGAUAUGGAGAAAACUUUCAUCAGUAGUAUGAGAAUGAACAGUAAAUAAAAUAUAUGUGUAAAUAUUGAAUAUUAAGAUGAGAAGAUAAGAACAGGUUUAAAAAGAUAAAUAUUUUAGAUUUUAUAGGAAUGCUCGCAACUCAAAAUCUAUAUUAAGUCCUUUUGGUUCUAGUGUAUCUAAUUUAAAUAUCCAGCUUGCUUCUGCUUUAUCUAAUUCUUUAUUUAAGUCGCCUCCUCUCCAUGGGAUGUUUACUUUCUGUAUUGCCAUAAAUAUAAGGCCUUCAGGAUUUCUCUUAAGUUUGACAUCAAAGUGCUUUGAAAGAUUGUGUGAAUAAAGUCCAUUUCUGAUAUUUCUAAUAUGUUCUCCCAUUCUUGUUUUAAAUGCUCUUUUAGUGCGCCCUAUGUAUAAUUUCUCACAGGGGCAUUUUAACAAAUAAAUUACGCCAGUAGUGUUACAUGUCAGUUGUGAUUUAAUUUUAAAUGAAUCUUGUGUUUGGGGAUGAGCAAAUUGUGUUGUUUUAAUUGGUUGAUUUGGAUUAUUUUUGCAAGCUUUACAUUUUCCACAUUUCCAAAAACCUGAAGAUUUGUUUGUGGUGAUGGUAGUAUUUUGUUGUGUUUUUUCUUGUUUAGUAGUGGGGGCUAAUAAUAGACUUAAAUUUGGAGCUCUAGAAUAUAUUAUCCUAGGUUUAUUUUCUAGUAUUAGAUCUAAUUGGGGAUCACCUUUUAGUAUGCUCCAAUUUUUUUGUAAAAUUUUUUUGAAUUCCUGAGUAUGAUUAUUAUAUCUGGUUAUAAACGCCGGAGCUUCUAAAUUGAUGUUAGUGCUUUGUGGUUUUGUUGCUAAAAUCUGUUCUCUUGUUAGGCUUGAGGUUUUGGAUAGGGCUUCAUUAAGUAUGUUUGUUGAAUAGCCUUUAGCUUGGAAUUGUGAUACCAUAUUUGUAGUUUGUUCAUCACAAAUAUUAGGUUCUGAGCAAUUUCUUUUAAUUCUCCUGAAUUGGCUAAAUGGGAUAUUAUUAAGCCAACUUUUUUUAUGAAAACUGUUGUGAGGGAUAAAACUAUUGCAUGCUACUACUUUCCUAAAUGUUUUAGUUUCUAAUUGGUUGUUCUUGACAUAAAUCUCUAAAUCCAAAAAUUCCAAUUUUUCCGUGGAUUGAUUAAAAGAGAAUUUAAGAUUGUAAGGGUUAAAAUUAAGGUAUUCUUUGAAAUGUUCAAGUGUUGCAGUGUUUCCUUUCCAAAUAAAAAUGCAAUCGUCUAUAUAACGAUGCCAUGAGACCAGAUUUGCGCCAUAUGGGUUAUUGGACCAUAUAUGUUCAUCUUCCCAUUUGCCCAUAAAUAGGUUUGCAUAGCUUGGCGCAAAUCUGGUCCCCAUGGCUGUGCCUUCAAUCUGGAGAUAAAAACGUUGAUUUAAAAAGACUUAUGGACAAUGAACAAAUUACUAUAAGAGGGGCAGACAAAGGAGGAGGCAUAGUGGUGCUAAAUACAAUAGAUUAUAGAGUGGAAAAUAUUAGACUUCUCCAAGACAUCCAAACAUAUCAGAUUUUAAUUAAUGACCCUACCAAAGAGUUCCAAAAAGAAUUACAGAUACUAUUAGAAGAAGGUAAAGAGAGAGGUAUUUUAAACCAAAAGGAAUAUGAUUACUUAUAUUGUAAAUUUCCAAGAAUGCCAAUAUUUUAUCAUGUGCCAAAAAUUCAUAAAACCCUAACAAAACCACCAGGACGCCCCAUCAUCUCUGGCAUUGGGUCUCUAACGUCCAACUUAUCCGAAUACGUUGACCAAUUUCUUCAAAUAAUUGUUCCAAAACUACGAUCCCACUUGAGAGAUACAACUCAUAUAAUUAAAAUUCUAUCAGAUAUUCAAUGGGACAAAGAUUUUAUCCUAGUUACGGCUGAUGUCACAUCCUUGUACACUGUCAUAGAACAUUUACAGGGAUGUGAAGCUAUUCAAUAUACGUUAGCAACUCAUUCAGAUUUAAAGAAUGAUCAAAUUGAAUAUAUUGUCAAAUGUGUAGCCUUUAUACUCAGCCAUAACUAUUUUUCGGGCAAUCAACGUUUUUAUCUCCAGAUUGAAGGCACAGCCAUGGGGACCAGAUUUGCGCCAAGCUAUGCAAACCUAUUUAUGGGCAAAUGGGAAGAUGAACAUAUAUGGUCCAAUAACCCAUAUGGCGCAAAUCUGGUCUCAUGGCAUCGUUAUAUAGACGAUUGCAUUUUUAUUUGGAAAGGAAACACUGCAACACUUGAACAUUUCAAAGAAUACCUUAAUUUUAACCCUUACAAUCUUAAAUUCACUUUUAAUCAAUCCACGGAAAAAUUGGAAUUUUUGGAUUUAGAGAUUUAUAUCAAGAACAACCAAUUAGAAACUAAAACAUUUAGGAAAGUAGUAGCAUGCAAUAGUUUUAUCCCUCACAACAGUUUUCAUAAAAAAAGUUGGCUUAAUAAUAUCCCAUUCAGCCAAUUCAGGAGAAUUAAAAGAAAUUGCUCAGAACCUAAUAUUUGUGAUGAACAAACUACAAAUAUGGUAUCACAAUUCCAAGCUAAAGGCUAUUCAACAAACAUACUUAAUGAAGCCCUAUCCAAAACCUCAAGCCUAACAAGAGAACAGAUUUUAGCAACAAAACCAAAAAGCACUAACAUCAAUUUAGAAGCUCCGGCGUUUAUAACCAGAUAUAAUAAUCAUACUCAGGAAUUCAAAAAAAUUUUACAAAAAAAUUGGAGCAUACUAAAAGGUGAUCCCCAAUUAGAUCUAAUACUAGAAAAUAAACCUAGGAUAAUAUAUUCUAGAGCUCCAAAUUUAAGUCUAUUAUUAGCCCCCACUACUAAACAAGAAAAAACACAACAAAAUACUACCAUCACCACAAACAAAUCUUCAGGUUUUUGGAAAUGUGGAAAAUGUAAAGCUUGCAAAAAUAAUCCAAAUCAACCAAUUAAAACAACACAAUUUGCUCAUCCCCAAACACAAGAUUCAUUUAAAAUUAAAUCACAACUGACAUGUAACACUACUGGCGUAAUUUAUUUGUUAAAAUGCCCCUGUGAGAAAUUAUACAUAGGGCGCACUAAAAGAGCAUUUAAAACAAGAAUGGGAGAACAUAUUAGAAAUAUCAGAAAUGGACUUUAUUCACACAAUCUUUCAAAGCACUUUGAUGUCAAACAUAAGAGAAAUCCUGAAGGCCUUAUAUUUAUGGCAAUACAGAAAGUAAACAUCCCAUGGAGAGGAGGCGACUUAAAUAAAGAAUUAGAUAAAGCAGAAGCAAGCUGGAUAUUUAAAUUAGAUACACUAGAACCAAAAGGACUUAAUAUAGAUUUUGAGUUGCGAGCAUUCCUAUAAAAUCUAAAAUAUUUAUCUUUUUAAACCUGUUCUUAUCUUCUCAUCUUAAUAUUCAAUAUUUACACAUAUAUUUUAUUUACUGUUCAUUCUCAUACUACUGAUGAAAGUUUUCUCCAUAUCAAAAGUCUUAAUCUUCAUUUGCAUAAACAAACACUGUAUAAUUUUCUAAGAUAUCUGUAUUAUCAUUUUAAUAUGCAGUUAUACUACUUUUAACAUGUUGUUACACCACAUAAUAUUAUUAUAUCCUUUUAAUGAUGUCACCUUCAUUUUCUAAAAACAAUGUUAUCUUCUAAUGAAAUAUUUUUAGUGAAGUGUUAAAUUUUCUUAUAAUUCUUUUUAUAACUUUUUAUAAUAACUUCUUAGAAUUUUCUCCUAUAAUGUGUUUUAUAUGAUGAAAUAUAUUCCUCAAAGAUCAAAUUUAUUAUAAGAAUAUAUAUGUACAGUAUUAAAACAAUUUUAAUAAUUAGAGCAAGUAUGAACAUAAGCAUGAAAGGGUUAACAUAAACUGAAGCAGCAAUCAGCUAUUUAAACCCGUGGGUUCUCCUUGCACAAUAUCCUCUGAUGAAGUGAGCAUUAGACUCACGAAACGCGUAAGGACUUCAACACUUUGUGGCACUUAUCGCAAAGAAGACCGGGCUUCACUUGGAACGCAGGAGAUCGGUGACACGGACGCGGCUAUCCACAGGUCCAUUCAUCUGCCGGCGGACCGAAAAGAACAAGCUGCAAACACCAGGUUCUCCAGAUUCCAGUUAAGCACUUAGACUCUUUGCGUUAUUGUAAGUGCACAACUUUUCUUUUUUAUCCAAUAAACGUAUUUUAUUGCACUUAGCACUUCGGAUUUUGUUUCACUUUCUGUGAGCAACAUGGAACUUAUCUACUAAACUACAGAUCAUUAACCAUGAUCUGUUAGCUAUUAUUAUAUUUUUUACUAAGUACAUACAAUUAUAUAUCAACUGCAAACUGGCUUAUCUAUAUAAUUUUGUACAAUGCUAAAUUAGCUCAUUCAGCUAACAUAUUCCAGUUCGAUCAUAACUGGAGAAAGCUGUAAACAGCUAACAAAUCACAGACCACAGUGUCAUUUUGAAAGAGACUAUUGUAUCAAUACAGAGACAUUUCUACUACUAAGUUAUAUAUAUUUUCUACAUAUUUCAGAUACAUGUUUUAAUUAAUGCAUGGUAACAAAAGGUGAAUUAUUGUACUAUUUGUAUUAGAUUUCUAUUAUUGUCUUUUACAAGUUAUUCAAUAUCUGCUUCAUAUAUUGCCCAUUUAAAGGAAUACCACUCCUGAAAUUUAUUGGAUUCUAAUCUAAUAUUUUACUUUCUUAUUGCAUUUAAAGGGUUUUUAUAGUGGAACCCUUUCUUUCAGUUGAAGAGGUUUUUUCUUUAAGCCAAAUUACAUACUCUUACAUUUAAGAGACAUAGAGAAUGUGUGAAAAUUAAAAAAAAAAUCCAAAAUCUAUUACGUAACUAAAGAAAAGAGAGUUUCAUAUCAAUGUAUCUCCAUUCUCCUUCCAGUCACUACAAUGCUGCAAACAGUACCUGGGAGGAUCUUUGCAAAUAGAAACAUAGAAUGUGUCGGCAGAUAAGAACCAUUCGGCCCAUCUAGUCUGCCCAUUAUUCAUUAUUAUUCCCUGGCCUUAUCUUAUAGCUAGGAUAGCCUUAUCCCACACAUGCUUAAACUUCCUCACUGUGUUAACCUCUACCACUUCAGCUGGAAGGCUAUUUGAUGCAUCCACUCAGUAAAAUAUUAAAUAACUAGGAAUAUGUCACAGGAGGGUAUCAAUGAGUUAGGUGACCCUCUGGAAAUACUGCAUAUUCUUUGAAUUGAAUCAAAAGGGUAGGUUAUAGUGCAAGGCUCAAGGAGGUAGAACUAUAUGACUCAAUUAUGCACAAAUAGGUAAACUUAUCAAACUCAGAUGUCAUGAAUGGCUGGCUAGACAUGUGUUAAAAAGGGGAACGUAAAUAAAAAAAAUAAGCUAAAACAUGCUAGGAGAUGCCACUGGAGCCCCACAUAUUAAGCUUCCCAAAUUGCACAAAAUGGCCUCAGCCCACUCCCACUACAGGCCUGUCUGGGUAUAGAGGUGUCUCGAUAGAUGGGCAAGCCUGGUGUGUUCCACUCUGCUGACCCCCGGGUCUUUGUUCAGGCCUGCAUCAAUCGCCCUCAAAUCCGGCUCUCUUGUGAGCCAACAUCAGAGUCCCCGGAAAGAAUGAUCCUCCCAGGAGUUGGGCUGCAAUGCGAUGGACAUCUCUUCAUGGCUCGAGGCCCAGGAAGGUGGCCACGGAGAUCAUAGGCCCUAGUUGCCGAUAGACCUCCGCUGACUUCUGAGGUGUCGCUGUGGUGUUCCGACUCAGUACAGUCCAGGUGGGGGAACCGAUACCAUCAAACUGCAUUGUGAAUGGAGCUGCCUGCAGGUAAGUCGUGGUCUUUUCCAGUGGUUGUUGAGUGGCAGCCAUUUUAAUGCCGGACAGGAUUCCGGGUGCAGAGUAAGCCAUCUGGGUUUUGGCUUUGUGGUGUCCGAUCCCUCCAGUGAGGACCAAGAUAACCCCCACCGGUCCAAAGGGGGGUGGGGGGAAUGGGACCUGUGAGGAGUACCAAAUAGCUGUUGGAUUGUCCCAGGUAGAAGAGCAGGGCAGCGGCCUUCCACUCCGCUCCUCUCCCGAGUGGGCCUCAUUCACCAAAGCUUCGUAAGCCUCGUUUGGGUGUCAAUACCUGCCAAAGACAUGAGCCAUUUCACCCAGCGGGCCAAGGUUGGAGAGGAAACUGGAGCAUGUGGUUUCCGGAAGGAGAUGAAGAGUUGGGGGUCUGACCCCGUCCGAAGGGGUGCGGUACGGGCUUCGUACGCCCGAAGGCACGCUACCGGACAAAGGAGUGGCUGUGCUGGAAACGCUGGAUACAGGACCGUCCGGGAUGACGAUUUCGUCCUCCGUGAGAUGUCAAAGACUACUCCUUCUGGAGAGAAGGAUCGGGCAUUGACAUCGAGUGCUCUAACGUCUGACACUCUCUUGCAUGAGAUUAGGCAUAACAGCAUAACUAGUUUAGCUGAUAGUUGUUUCAACGAUAGAAACUCGUUGUCUGGCCACCGUGUCAAGAAAUUCAAUAUUAGGGAGACGUCCCAUAGGGAGGAAUAGCGAGGUUGGGGCGGCCUUGCAAAGUGGAUGCCUCGGAGAAGGCGACAGACAAUUGGGUGUCGUCCUAUCGGGGCCCCAUCGAUGCCGGUAUGGCCGGCCGAUAUGGCUGAAUGGUAGAGGUUUACUGUCCUGUAAGCCUUCCCGUCGUCAUAAAGGGACGUUAAGAAUUGCAGGACUGUUGUCACAGGAGUUGAUAAGGGAUCCAAACCCCGUGCAAUGCACCAACCAUCCCAUGUGCGCCAAGCAGAUUUGUAAGACUGUCUCGUGCCGGGUGCCCAUGCGCCCUCGAGAAGUUGGAGAGUCGAUUGCGAAACUCCCUCGAUCGACCAGGGUCCCCGGAAAUCAGCCACGCCAUGAGGCGGAGGAGUCCCUGACGGAUCAUGGGGUGGGGGUUCGCAUCGGGGUCUCGUAGUAGAGAUUGGGUAUCCGGGAGGAGCCGCGGGUGAUCUAUGGCCAUCUCCAGAAGAGGAGGGAACCAGGGUUGUGACGGCCAUAAGGGGGUUAUUAUUACCAAGCAGCCCAAUUGGCGCCAUAGGUGGAGAAGACACCGCGGAAUGAGGGCAAAAGGAGGGAAGGCAUAGUUCCUGGCAUUCGACCAGUUUUGGGAGAAAGCAUUCAUAGCCGAAGUCUUGGGGUCUGGCCUCCAACUGAAGAAGGUCGGAAGUUGGGUGUUCAAACGAGAGGCGAACAAGUCUAUUGCCAGAGGACCCCACAGGUCCCAAAUGUGUUGGAAGAUUUGGGGGUCGAGAUGCCAAUCGCUAGAAUCCCGCAGAUGGCGGGAGUACCAAUCCGCCGUAGUGUUGGACAACCCCGGUAAGUAUUCUGCCCUGACCGCCAUGUUGUGUUGCAGACAAAACUGCCAAAAAUCCCUCGCCAAAUUCGCUAGGAUUUUGGAUCUCGUGCCAUCGAGGUGGUUGAUAUAACGGACAGCCGAUACGUUGUCCAUCUUUAGUAGGAUUGAACACUGGGACAGUGUCGGGGAGAGGCUGCGAAUGGCAAAGGACCCUGCAAGGAGUUCCAGGCAAUUUAUGUGCAGUGUGGACUCCGCCGCCGACCAGCGUCCGCCUGUGGAAAUAUCUCCGCAGCGCGCACCCCAACCAUAAGAGCUCGCGUCCGACUCUAUGACCACGUCUGGGGCCGAGCCGAAGAUGGCUUUGCCAUUCCACGCCUCCAUGUGCAUGAGCCACCAGCGGAGUUCUUCUUUCGCUUCUGCGUUUAGAGUCAGAGUAUCUUCGUAUGAGGCACCGCCUCUCAGGUAUGACGCCUGUAGGCGUUGAAGGGCUCUGUAAUGAAGGGGGCCCGGGAAAAUGGCCUGUAUGGAGGCUGCUAAGAGCCCGAUCACGCGGGCCAGAUGUUUGAGAGAUAUAUGUGGACAGGUAAGAACUCGUCUUAUCUCUUUCCUGAUAUUUUUCAUUUUGGAUGUUGGUAAAUACAAGGUUUGCAUAACUGAGUCCACCAAGAGACCUAGGAAUUCUAUUUGUUGAGUGGGGGCUAGGAUGGACUUUUCCCAAUUUAUGAUGAAUCCCAAAUUCUGCAGCAAGGUUGUGGUCCAACCGAGGUGAACCUGCAGCAGUGAGACUGACUGACUGCGUAGGAGAGCAACCACGGGCUUCAUUAGCUUGGUGAAACACCAAGGUGCGGAAGACAGACCGAAGGGAAGGCAGCGGAACCGCCAUUUCCUUCCUUGCCACGUGAAUUGCAGGAAAUCCUGGUGCUCCUGUGCAAUGGGUACCGUGAGGUACACGUCUUUAAGAUCGAGUUUGACCAUCCAGUCGGCUGGUUGAAGCAAAUCUCGUAAGCAAUGAAUGCCCUCCAUCUUGAAGUGAUGGUAAGUUACGUAAGUAUUUAAGUGUUUGAGAUUGAUAACUGGGCGGGAUCCGCCCCCCUUUUUUGGGACAAUAAAUAGGUUGCUCACAAAACCCGGGGUAUGCAUCGGGAUUUCUUGAAUGGCACCUUUGAGCGCCAAGUCUCGGACCUCCUCGGAGACGAGGGUCGUGUCUAGAGGGGAAAAAGCAAUCUCCCUGGGUGGGGAGUGCUGGGUGGGGAGGGAUAUAAAGUCUAUUAGGUAGCCGUGGACAGCCCUUAGUAUCCAGGCAUCUGAGGUAAUGAGAGCCCAGACAUGGGAAAAAUGUGUGAGUCUGCCCCCAAUCGUCACAUGUGAAGAAAAUUGAGAAAGGUAGCUUACCAUAAGGACGUCUUCCGGAGGGAGCGCCUCGUGUACCUCUCGACACCCACGGUCUGCCUCGUUGGGGAAAAAAGGUCGGAGCGGACCUUUGGUCGAUAAAGGGGGUUCUCCCCGCAUAGGAGCCUCGCCUCGGGCGUGAGCCUCUGUUGACUCUGCCGGACAGACGGCCCCUUGCUCUGCCGGCCCCACCAAAAACCUUUGGGUGGAACACCCUUUUUAGAUUAGAUUGUGCCUUAUCUAAGGCCGUAAAUGUUUGUACAUAAGAUCCCAGGUCUUUUACAAAAGAUUCUCCAAAAAGGUACCCUUUUGCCAGGGCCCCAGGCUCAGUAAUUGCCAUAUUUACAAGCUUUGGUUCUAUUUUAAUUAGAAUAGCUUUACGACGCUCUGUAGCCAGAGCGGUAUUGGCGUUGCCUAUGAGGCAUAUCACCCUCUGAAUCCAACCUCUAAUAGUGAGGCGAUCUAAAGCGUCAUCUUGUGCCAAGGAUUCCUCCACGGCUUCGAAUAUUUUGGUCGCUGGACCUAAGAUAUCCAAGACUUUGUCUUGACAAUUAUAAAGCGAAAAGUCUAGACCUUUCCUAGGUUUCCAACCCGUCUUGCUUAAAAAUUGUAUGAUCUUGGGAUCAACUUGGGGUGUCUUACAGACGUCGUCUGGUACGGUGGGGCGUGGGCAUUCAGCCCUCAGUUUACUACGUGUUGCCUUGUCCAGAGGCUUACGGACCCGUGAGGCGACAUAUUGCGCCACAUGCUCAGCUGGUGACCAUUCCGCAGAGCGGGGAUGACGCAAGUCAUCCGGCUCAAACAGUGGUUCGCCCUGCGGGUCAAGGACUUUCCCCUGUUUAAUCAAAUCUGAGCUUGCGGUAUUUAUCUUAGUAGAGGGAUUACAAACCUCAUCCAUGUCAUAUUCCGAAUCUAAGUCGGACAAAUCAUGAGACUGCUCUGAGUCUAGGGCUGGGGCACUCUCCUCAUCUGAACUGAGUUCUGACUCAGUGGAAUCAGGUUGGGCUUUAGCCCACUUCCAAUGUCUAGCCGCUUUUGCCCGGCUAGAGGCUCUUUUGCGCGGUGGGUUAGUAUUCGCGCCAUCUAUGACAGGUGUUUUACUGUCCAUCGUCAAUUUGGAGGAGUGCUUGGUUUUUGCCGAGGCUUUGUGGCCGGGGCGUGAUGGGUUGGAAAUGGAUGGUAUCGCGACUGGCAUAGAGGUCGGAGGGACCAUACGUUGGGCCUGCCUUAGUGCUUGGGUAAAAGAUUUUGAAAUAGAUGAGGACAUAAUGUCCAUGGCAGAUGCCAGAGCUUUAGAGACAGAUUUGGACACAGUAGUAUCCAUGAUAGAAAAAAUAGUGUGGAACCAAAGGUCCCUAAGUGGAAGAGUUAUAAAUAAAAGGGAAGUCCCUACCUUUAAUAAUCCUAAGGGUGUAGGCAAUUAAAAUAGACAGGGAGGAAAGAUAGGGCAAGGGAAUAGAUGUGUGAAAACACAUACAGGUCCAAACAACUACUUGCAGAGAAAUAGCCCAAUUCUAAUAAAGUUGGGUCAAAAAAGCUCCAAACUGUAAGGUUGUAAACAGAUAGGUAAUUAGAGGAAUAACAGAGGAAGGAAAAAGGGGAAAGGGGAAUGGGGAGGAACACUUCCUAACUGAAUACCUCGGCACAGUGAGAAUCACAAGUGCCUACCUAUUACCCUUCUGCCUACCUGACUAAAGUAGCUAAAAAUCGAAUGAAUUAAACUAAUCCAUAAGUGCUACCCAAGUGAACAAACUGUAAAGAAAAUAAAUAAAUAAAUAAAAACUCGACGCGCGUUUCAGCGUUCUAACACGCCGUCGUCAGGAGUAGUAAGCCUCUGCAUAACUUUGUGCUCGUUUAUAUGGGGAUUGUAGCAAUCAACUUGAAACAGUUCACCUGUUGUGUGUCCACGCCCCGCCGUCUUGUCGGCCCAUUGAUUGGUCAAGAAAAUGCCGUAUUUGGAUUGGGCCAUGUGACUGGGGGGUGUUGCGGUUGAUUGGGUGAUACCCACGUGGGUGCAACCGGCUGCAUAUGGGGGGAGUGGCUUAGUGGUGUCAACUGGUGACACGGCUGUCAGUCUUAGUGAGACCUCCCAUGUACCGUGCGGUCUGAUUUAAGCAUUCACAAUCCCAUAACGGGAGAAUAAUGCCGCAUAGACAGGGAGUCACAAAGUGACACGGCCUCCCAAACUUAAUGUGUCGAAACUGAUAACCAAUCUCACAGCAUCAUGGCAAUACCAUAAUUAGGAUGUUGUUAAAAAGAUUUUAAACAAUGCACCCAUUAUUAAAGGAAUAUUACACAGGCCAUGAUCAAAUGACAGGUAUUUGGUUGCACCCAAACACAAAUAAAGAAAAUAUAGAGGGAAGACUUGGUGGUGGGAAUGCAAUAGAGCUUACUGUAAAUAUAAAGAAACACAGCUUUAUUGAUCUCUACCACCCUACAGAGUAAUAGGUAACAUCCUUAUAACUAUCUGACAAGGUGGAUACAAGAGACUAUCAGAUUUAUGAUUCCCUAUAUUGCAUCCCACUGAAUAAAGUCCUCAUGUAAGAAGACAAUGGUUAUAAUAUAUAAUCAGAUGUUCAGCCUACUUAUUAUAUACUCAGGACUUGAUAGGGAUAUACCUAACUAUAGAUUACAUCUAAAAGAGAGAAUAAUCAUAAAAAAGCAGUAAAUGAAAAGCCCUCAUUCAGUCCAGCGGCUGAGAGGGUCUUCAAUCUAUAGAUCCAAUAGGACUCACGAUGUCUCAGUUUCAUAUCCCAAUCUCCUUUCCUUUGAGUCUGUGGAAUAUGCUCGAUUCCCAUGAACCUCAAUUUUUUAGAGGAGUUUGAAUGGUAUAUUUUUAAAUGACGGGAUAUGGGAGUUUCAAGAGGUCUCCUAACUGAAUUAACGUGUUCCCGGAUCCGUAGUUUAAAAGGUCUAAAUGUUUUCCCCACAUAUUUUAUACCGCAUGAGCAGAUGAGUAAAUAAAUCACACCCUCUGUUCUGCAAUUAAAAAAUGAUCGUACAGGGAAGACAUCUGUAUUAUUACUGUCAGUGAAUUCUUUGGAGUUCCUUUCCAUAAAUUCACAUGCACUGCAAUGUCCACAUUUGUAUGAACCCUUCGGUAGAUAAUUGUUAAGGCCCCUUUUCCGGGGUGCCAAGUGACUCUGUACCAGGGUAUCUCGAAAAUUACUCCCCCUCCUUGCCGUAACUGAGGGGAGAGAAGUAAUUACAUGUUUCAAAUGUGGGUCGGACUUAAGAAUCGGCCAGUAACGCCUGAGUGUAUCCAUCAUAUAGUCCCACCCCGCAUCAUAUGUGGCAAUGCAUCUAAUCAGUUUUUUAUCUUCUGAUUGUGCAUUCUCAUCAGUGAGGAGUGUGUCUCGGUCGGUUUUGAUGGCUCUAGCGUAUGCCCUCCGUAGAACCCUAUUCGGAUAUCCCUUAUCCUUGAAGGCUUUCCUUAAUUCCCAGGCUUUGGUCUUAAAGUCCUGUGUGGACGAGCAAUUGCGUCUUAGUCGGAGCAUGCUAUUGACUCUGAAUAUUUCCGUAAGUGUGUUACCUGACUCAGAAUUUGAGUAUAUACUUAGACAAAAUCUUGUCCCCUAUUGUGUCAAAAUUACCCUCUCAUAUAAGGGACACUAAGCAGAUGUUAAACUUUUUGAAGGACUUAUCCAUACCAAAGCAAGCCUUGCUAUGCAGCCUGGAUGUGGAAUCUUUGUAUAGCUCUAUACCACAUAUGAAAGGUAUUGAUAAUGUCAAAACCAUUUUAGAACAAGAGCUUCAGUCCCCACAUCUCUACAUCGAUUUCGUCUCAGAUGUACUCAGAACGGUACUGACUAAAAAUAUUUUCCUAUUUAAUGGUAAUAUUUACCAACAAAUAAAAGGGACAGCUAUGGGGACUCCCUGUGCCCCCUCUUAUGCGAACCUUUAUUUAGGAACCUGGGAGAAUCAAAUCCUAAAGGUACCACACUUACGGAAAUAUUCAGAGUCAAUAGCAUGCUGGAAAAGGUACAUCGAUGACGUACUAAUUGUAUGGACGGGGUCUAUUAAGGAUUUCGAGGAAUUUGUCAAAAUCCUGAACAAAAAUGAUUUUGACUUGAGAUUUACUAGUGAGCUAGGUGGUAACCAAAUUAACUUCCUAGACAUUACCAUCACAAUAAAGGAAGGGGGACUGGUACAGACAACCUUGUUCAAGAAACAUACGGCUACGAAUAGUCUCUUGAACUGGACUAGUUAUCACCCACAGCCACUCAAGGCUGGUAUUCCAAUCGGCCAGUACCUCCGACUAAGACGCAAUUGCUCGUCCACACAGGACUUUAAGACCAAAGCCUGGGAAUUAAGGAAAGCCUUCAAGGAUAAGGGAUAUCCGAAUAGGGUUCUACGGAGGGGAUACGCUAGAGCCAUCAAAACCGACCGAGACACACUCCUCACUGAUGAGAAUGCACAAUCAGAAGAUAAAAAACUGAUUAGAUGCAUUGCCACAUAUGAUGCGGGGUGGGACUAUAUGAUGGAUACACUCAGGCGUUACUGGCCGAUCCUUAAGUCCGACCCACAUUUGAAACAUGUAAUUACUUCUCUCCCCUCAGUUACGGCAAGGAGGGGGAGUAAUUUUCGAGAUACCCUGGUACAGAGUCACUUGGCACCCCGGAAAAGGGGCCUUAACAAUUAUCUACCGAAGGGUUCAUACAAAUGUGGACAUUGCAGUGCAUGUGAAUUUAUGGAAAGGAACUCCAAAGAAUUCACUGACAGUAAUAAUACAGAUGUCUUCCCUGUACGAUCAUUUUUUAAUUGCAGAACAGAGGGUGUGAUUUAUUUACUCAUCUGCUCAUGCGGUAUAAAAUAUGUGGGGAAAACAUUUAGACCUUUUAAACUACGGAUCCGGGAACACGUUAAUUCAGUUAGGAGACCUCUUGAAACUCCCAUAUCCCGUCAUUUAAAAAUAUACCAUUCAAACUCCUCUAAAAAAUUGAGGUUCAUGGGAAUCGAGCAUAUUCCACAGACUCAAAGGAAAGGAGAUUGGGAUAUGAAACUGAGACAUCGUGAGUCCUAUUGGAUCUAUAGAUUGAAGACCCUCUCAGCCGCUGGACUGAAUGAGGGCUUUUCAUUUACUGCUUUUUUAUGAUUAUUCUCUCUUUUAGAUGUAAUCUAUAGUUAGGUAUAUCCCUAUCAAGUCCUGAGUAUAUAAUAAGUAGGCUGAACAUCUGAUUAUAUAUUAUAACCAUUGUCUUCUUACAUGAGGACUUUAUUCAGUGGGAUGCAAUAUAGGGAAUCAUAAAUCUGAUAGUCUCUUGUAUCCACCUUGUCAGAUAGUUAUAAGGAUGUUACCUAUUACUCUGUAGGGUGGUAGAGAUCAAUAAAGCUGUGUUUCUUUAUAUUUACAGUAAGCUCUAUUGCAUUCCCACCACCAAGUCUUCCCUCUAUAUUUUCUUUAUUUGUGUUUGGGUGCAACCAAAUACCUGUCAUUUGAUCAUGGCCUGUGUAAUAUUCCUUUAAUAAUGGGUGCAUUGUUUAAAAUCUUUUUAACAACAUCCUAAUUAUGGUAUUGCCAUGAUGCUGUGAGAUUGGUUAUCAGUUUCGACACAUUAAGUUUGGGAGGCCGUGUCACUUUGUGACUCCCUGUCUAUGCGGCAUUAUUCUCCCGUUAUGGGAUUGUGAAUGCUUAAAUCAGACCGCACGGUACAUGGGAGGUCUCACUAAGACUGACAGCCGUGUCACCAGUUGACACCACUAAGCCACUCCCCCCAUAUGCAGCCGGUUGCACCCACGUGGGUAUCACCCAAUCAACCGCAACACCCCCCAGUCACAUGGCCCAAUCCAAAUACGGCAUUUUCUUGACCAAUCAAUGGGCCGACAAGACGGCGGGGCGUGGACACACAACAGGUGAACUGUUUCAAGUUGAUUGCUACAAUCCCCAUAUAAACGAGCACAAAGUUAUGCAGAGGCUUACUACUCCUGACGACGGCGUGUUAGAACGCUGAAACGCGCGUCGAGUUUUUAUUUAUUUAUUUAUUUUCUUUACAGUUUGUUCACUUGGGUAGCACUUAUGGAUUAGUUUAAUUAAUUCGAUUUUUAGCUACUUUAGUCAGGUAGGCAGAAGGGUAAUAGGUAGGCACUUGUGAUUCUCACUGUGCAGUUAGGAAGUGUUCCUCCCCAUUCCCCUUUCCCCUUUUUCCUUCCUCUGUUAUUCCUCUAAUUACCUAUCUGUUUACAACCUUACAGUUUGGAGCUUUUUUGACCCAACUUUAUUAGAAUUGGGCUAUUUCUCUGCAAGUAGUUGUUUGGACCUGUAUGUGUUUUCACACAUCUAUUCCCUUGCCCUAUCUUUCCUCCCUGUCUAUUUUAAUUGCCUACACCCUUAGGAUUAUUAAAGGUAGGGACUUCCCUUUUAUUUAUAACUCUUCCACUUAGGGACCUUUGGUUCCACACUAUUUUUUCUAUUUUACAAUUUGUGGGUUAUUCCCCAGUAGGGAAGAGUUAUCAGGGCUUUUUCCACAAUUAUCUACUAGUAUCCAUGAUAGCCUGAAUAUCCUCUGAUGCUGGGAAAUCCAGGUCAUCCCCAGAAACUAUAGGGGGAAAACCCAAUGCAGUUUGGGGGUCAGUUGUUGUCCCUGAGGGACCAGGCAAGUCAUUAGCAGAUUGCAUUAGUGCAGUGUAACUGACAGGCAGGUAGUUAAACAAGGAAAGAACUGGCAAGCAAUGUAACUGACAGCAGGUGUUAUUUGAUUAAUUUAUUAGUAAAGUUGUAAAGCAGGGUUAAGUAACCCAGCUGAAAGUAACUAGAAUAAACUAAGCAGUAGGUUAAACAUUAAAAUCACUUACAGCUAAUUUAUGAAUAAACUAAGCAAUAAGUUACACAGUAAAAAUCACUUACAGCUAAUUUAUCAAAUAAUGGAGGGGAGCAGGAGAAAAGGGGACCGUCCGCCACUAAUACUGGACACCAACUCCGAUCAAGGGACGGAGUGGGCGUUCCAGAGCAAAAGGGCGGGAAAAACACAGGAGAAAAUGGCCGCUGUGUCGGCUGGAACCAAAAAGAUGGCCGCCGCGACAAGCGAAACCGGAAGCAUAAGUGUAUGCCGGUUUCGGCGGUGAAGGUACAAGGUUAUACCGCCGCACGGGGAGGGAGAGUGAAGCCGCACGGGGAGGGAGAGUAAAAGUGCGGCUGGAUGCGCGGUCAGAAUCAGAUCCGACCGCGAUCACAGCCGGAGCUGAAAAUGGCUGUUGGGGGUGUUCUGACAGGGCGCGCAUGCGCGGGCGGAGCAAAUGCCGGCAAAAUUAAAGUGAUAAACCCUCAGACCGGCCAAAUCCCUGAAUAGCAGGGCAGUUAGAUUAAGGGUCAGCCAUGAGUAGUGUGAUGUUAAAACAGAAGCAACUAGUGCAAUACACAAUAAGGAUUAAAAGAUUAGUCAAAGAUUCUUUAAAGGUACAAAGUAGUCAGUACCAGAAAGGUAUCCAUGAAUAAAGGGUAAUAUAAGGAAAGCAAUUAAAUAUAAUGAAGUACAAAUAGCAAAUUGAAAGGAAAUAACAUCAAAGGAUCCCACAGUGAGAGAACUGUGAGAGGUGUACUUAUCUGAGGGUAAGCAGCAAAGAAAGAGGAAUUGGUCAUCAAUGCUCCGCCUACUAUAGGAGAAGGACGACACUGAUUGGAUGGUCAUGUUGCUAGGCGGACAUUGUCACUAUGAUGUUAUACCUAGUUCAAAUGUUUAUUUUCUUCAAUAAUGUAUUCUUUGCUGCUGAGGGUAUUAAAGAAAGAGUGCAGCAUAAUAGGAGCCUCCGGGUCUUUAAUAAAAUUGUAAAUAUCUGCCCAAAAGGCCAGGUUCUACAGGAGCCUCUCCUGCAAUGUGCCCAAUCAUCAUGGCGGUCAGGAGCUGCCCCGCAAAGUAAUUGUUUAUAAACAGAUUAUUUUCCCCCUCCUAUUUUUCCCACUUUGGAUUUUGUUUCUGAUAAACAUAGACUGAUUGCCACAACAUUAAAACCACCUGCCUAAUAUCAUGUGGGUCAAGGGUCGGUGCAAGGAUUUUUGCCGCUCCAGGCAAAAGUAAAGUUUGCCGCCUCCCCCCCCCCAUGUGACAUCACAAUGCCCCACCCAUAUGAUCUGCCAUGUUAACUAACGGCAGUGCUGCAGUCCCGCCGUGUUUACAUUAAAAGGCCUGCAGGGACAGGCGAUAGACACCAGAACCACUACAUUAAGCUGAAGUGGUUCUGGGGACUAUAGUGUUUCUUUAAUGUGAGGUAAAUUAGAGAUUAGUGCCACGAAUAAUAUACUCGAUUGCCUACUUACAUCCAGAUGAGGAUGAUGAUGGGCUCUAGCUGCAAUCCUGCUCCACUGGUCUGGUGUAGAACAGGAUCUCUGGAGGCUGUUUGUAACUGUGGUCACAAAAAUCAAUGUUCUGGGAGAACGGGAAGCAGCUCAAUUUUUUGGGGGCCCUUUACACAGCUCAAGGUAUGUGUCCCAGGGUCCACCUUCAUGUUCCACCAAUGAGUUUGUUCACAGGGGGUGGAGUGUGUAGGGGAUGUCCUGAUAUGUGUGUAAGGAAUGCAUUGUGUGAAUCUGUGUUUGUACGUGUAAGGGCUGCAAGGUGUGUUUCUGUGUAUGUACGGGAUGCAGUGUGUGCGUCUGUAAGGGGUGCAUUGAGUGUGUGAAAGGAAUGCAUUGUGUGUUUCUGUGUGUGUAAAGGAUGGUUAGAUAGACAGGGUUGCAUUGCUUGUGUGUGUGUGUCUGUGUGUGUAAUGCAUUGUGUGUGUAAUGCAUUGUGUUUUUCUGUGUGCAAGGGGUGCAUUGUCUUUGCGUGUAAGGGUGCAUUGUGUGUGAUUGUGUGUGUGUGUGUGUGUGUGUGUGAUGGAUGUCAAUCUCCCCCCCUCCCUUGUCACUCUCUUCUCCCCCUCCAUGGCACUCUCUUCUCCCCUCCCUUGUACUCUCUUCUCCCCCCCUCCUUGUCGCUCUCUUCUCCCACACUCCCUCCCUCCACUCUCAUUCCCCUCCCUCCCUGUCACUCCUGCCCCUGUCAGUUUCUUUCUCUCCCCGUCAAUUUCCCUCCUUGUCAGUGUUUUCUCCCCCCUCUCUGUCAGUUUCUUUCUCCCCCCUCCUGUCAAUUUCCCCUGUCAAUUUCUGUCUCUCCCCCCUCCCUUUCAAUUUAUUCCCUCUCUUUCAAUUUAUUCCCCCUCCCUGUCAAUUAAUUUCUUUCCCCCCCUGUCAAUUCAUUUCUUUCCUCCCUCUGUCAAUUUCUUUCUCCCCCCUCCCCUACCUCUGUCAAUUCAUUUCUUUCCUCCCUCUGUCAAUUUCUUUCUCCCCCCUCCCCUACCUCUGUUGUAGUGUGGCUGAGCUCUGUACGGUCCGCGGGUACAGGGAGCUUUUGUUUCCUGUACCCGGCCGGACUAAAAGGAAGUGCACACUCAGUGUUAGUCCGGCUGGGUACAGGAGAUGCUCCCUGUACCCGCGGACCAUACAGAGCUCGGCCACGCUACACUGAGGGAGUGACGGGAGGGAGCGCUGAGCGCUUCCCUCCUGUCAGCCCCUCUCCUCAUGCUGCUCCCGGGCGGUGCGCCCUCAUGGACGCACCAGCCAUGGCAAAGCUGCAGCCACUUGAGGCUCUCUACAGAGCGCUCGGGCUGCGGCAGCAUAAGGGGGGCCGGCUCUCCUGGCGAUACCCCUUCCCAAGGGGCGCCCUAGGCGGCUGCCUAGUCCGCCUAACAGCUAGCACCGGCCCUGUGUGGGUCCCCUUCAUCCUGCCAAAACAGCACUGAUUCUUUGAGGCGUGGACUCCACAAGAACUCUGAAUAUGUCCUGUGGUAUCUGGCACCAAGACAAUAGCAGCAGAUUCUUUAAGUUUUGCAAGUUGCGAGAUAGGACCUCCAUGGAUCAGAUUAAGAUCUGGAGAAUUUGGAGGCCAAGGAACCACAUUGACUCAAUUUUCCCCAGCAGAACAUUGCCCAAAGAAUAACACAGCCGCCGUCCUGCCUUCUAUAGUGCAUGCUACUGCCAACUCUUUCCCAGGUCUGUCAAACUUCUUCCAUUGCUCCACGGUCCAAUUCUGAUGCUCACAUCUCCAUUGAAGGCACUUUCGGCAAAUGUACAGGGGUCAUCAUGGGCACUCUAACUGGUGGGCUAUGCAGCCCCAUUCACAGCAAACUGUGAUGCACUGUGUGUUCUGACACAGUUCUAUAAUGGCCAGCAUUAAGUUUUUCAGCAAUUUGAGCAGUAGCUCUUAUGUGUGAUCCGAUGAUAAACGCUAGCCUUUGCUCCACACAUGCAUCAAUGAGCCUUGGGGUUCUAUGACCCUGACACCAGUUCACCAAUUAUCCUUCCUUACAUUACUUUUGGUAGGUACUAACCACUGCAUACUGGCAACACUCCACAAGACUUGUCAUUUUGAUGCUCUGACCCAGUCAUCCAGCAAUAACUAUUUGGUCCUGACUGAAUAAUGUAUCCCACCCCUUGACAGGUGCCAUUGUAACGAUACAGUCAAUGUUAUUCACCUUAACUGUCAGUGGUUUUAAUAUUGUGGCUGAUCAGUAUCAUUUCACAUUUUAAGAAGUGAACAUAGCAAUGUUAAAUAUUAGGAUGUAGUCUGUGUUUUGGUAUUUUAUAUUAACCCAAGUAGGAGUACAUGUUCCAAACCGUGCUAGGAAAUUAUUUUUAGCAUGAUAGGCAAUACUUUCCUAUGGUGUUGAAGUAGUGAAUGUAAAAAGCAUAAACAAGGUGGGACAAUCUAGUUAGAGAAGUUGAUUAGUUAGUAAAAAAAACCCUGAAAAUUAUAUUUGAGAAGUAAUUAAAAAGCAGGGUAUUUAUGGUAAGCAUGAGUAAUACUAGGACCUGUGACAGAAGGUUGUGUGUCUAAAGAAGGGCUUCUCAAACUCCAGCCCCCCAGAUGUUGCUGAACUACAACUCCCAUGAUUCUUUCAAUUACAUAGAUAGCCAGAGAAUCAUGGGAGUUGUAAUUCAGCAACAUCUGGGGGGCCAGAGUUUGUGGACCCCUAGUCUAAAGUUUGGAAGACUAAUAAUAAUAACAAAGUAUUUAACUAGGAAAGGCACAUUCAGAUUACUCUGGUUUUCAAGUACAUCCUGGAGAUGUUACCUUAGCCCAACAUCCAGGGGUUGUUACUAUUACCCAAUUUAAUGGUACUCAUUUCAUCUACCUCAGAAGGCCAUGGGUUGUUACUAUUACCCAAUGUAAUGGUACUCAUUUUAUCUACCUCAGAAGGCCAGGGGUUGUUACUAUUACCCAAUGUAAUGGUACUCAUUUUAUCUACCUCGGAAGGAUGAAGGGCUGAAUCAACCCUGCCAGGAUUGAACAGAUUCUAAUGUUGAUGCAUUAGCCCACUGAGCUAUCUCACUGGCAUGUAAUAGCUGACUUGUUGACUAUUGAACCAGAAAAUUGUAUUUGUAUUUGUAUUGUUCCUAAAUUGUAUUUUAUUGUAGAAUAUCAUACAUCUGUGCUGUAAGUUUCUUAGUACUAUGUAUUUACCAAAUUUUCAGUAGUAGGAAUCAGUAUUUGGUGUGGGGGAAGUUAGCCCUUCAAUAUUUGCAUAUGCUCAGGUGUGCUGCAGAACAGAUUAUGUGGAUGAGUUUCUGUUGAUUUUGCUUUGCAAGUUUCUUUUUCUUUCUUCUUUUUUUUUUAAUAACAUGAAAAUCUAUUUUUGCCACCCCUCAUCAUCUUAUACAGUGAGGUGACAGGACAUGUGAUAAAUACAACUCCGCCUCACUGGGUCUAAGUACAUUGGGAAAUAGUCUUGACUCCAUUUUGCUUGAUGUUGUUCUUGAUAUUGAAAAUUAAUUGAUACUCAGGGCUAUUCACUAAUGAGUGAAUUGCUUGGAACUUUACAAAUAAUAUUGAAAUUAGUGGCAAUUAAUGUGGUUGCUUGCCUAAACUCUGUUUGGAAUUUGUCUCAAUAAGUUUUUUGGUUUUUUUGGGGGGAGGGGAGAGAAUUGGAAAAAAAAUAUAUAGUUUUUCUGUGAAUAUAGUGUUUUUUUAUUAUUAUUCAAAGUUUAUUGAUAGAUAUGUUGUUUAUAUAUAUAUAUAUUUUUUUUUAAUGUGGUACUCUACCAUUUCAGGAGUCUUUCAGUGUGGGCCUUGUUCAGUAACAGCCAUAAAAAAUGGAGAUGUAUAUCUGCCAUAUGAUGCAAAGUUUAUUUUUGCUGAAGUCAAUGCUGACAGGGUGCACUGGAUGGUCAGAGAGAAAGAUGGACAAGAGGACAUCUCCCUAAUAAAGGAGGAAAAAAGCUGCAUUGGGAAGUGCAUCAGCACCAAAGCGCUCAAUAAGAACAUGAAACAGGAUAUUACAUCGCAAUAUAAGCACAAAGAGGGUAAGAAAAGUGAAUAUUUAUAUACCAUAGAAUGAUAAAUGUGUAAAACUGUGAUGACCAUUAAAAUAUGCCUUGGGCUACAUGAUCCAAACACCAACAAGGGGGUUACAUUUACUAAAAUAGGAAGAGAUGGCGAAUGAUCAUUUUCCUGGUCUUGCAUUCAAUCUGGUUAACGAGCUUUGACACAAGACAAACAGAGCUGGAUUAAGGUUUCUCAUGGCCCUAUGCAUGGUCUCAGAUUGAGCCCUCGGCUCUGUUUCUGUUAGAUUGAAAGUGUGUGUAGAGGCUGAGUGCUGUUUGUGUUGAGAAGGCUGAGAGCUGUGUGGGGGGACUGAGACGAGUAUCAAUGUAUCUAACAUUAUGUACCUGUGUAUCUGCUUGAGAGUAUGUGUGUGUGUGUGUCUAUUUCUGACUAAGUGUGUCUCCGGCAUUGUAUAUCUGUGUAUGUGCCUGAGCAUCUCUAUGUGUGAAUGUGUGUCUUUGAGUGUAUGUGUGCGGGGUAGUUGUUUGUAGUUGUGUGUGGUCUUUGUGUGUUGUGUUUAUGUUGAGGCUGUGUCAUGUGUGGGAGGUGACAGUGUAUGACUAUCUUGGAGACUGUGAAAGGGUGAAUGGGGGGGUUGACCGGUGCAUGUUGCAGGAUUAUUGUGGUGAGUGUGACAAGGCUUUGAGUGAGUGUGAUAGAGGUAGGGUAAUGACAGGGUGAGGGAUGGUGAGUGUGACAAGGUUGUGGCAGGGUAAGUUGUGGCAACGUAUAGGGUGCUGAGUGUGGGAAAGGAUAGUAUGUGUGUAGGCUGUGUUAACCACAGUCUCUCCACAUGCAUUUUAUUUCAUGUAUUUGUUUUAAUUUAUUUGGGGAGGUAAUCAGGUGGGGGUGGGGCAAUAAUGGUAAUAAUAAUAAUGGUAGUCAAGAGGUAUCCCUGGUGGAUUUCUUGGCUAGUGCAGUCGCAGGCCUUCCAGUACGAUGCUCUGGCGGAGGGGAAAGUCUAAGACUACGGGAAAGUCUAAUGAUGCGGGGAAUUGUGUUCCAAAGUUUAGUGCCACGUGAGAGAAGUCUGCAAUCUAGCAUGGGAAGUGGUAAUAAAAGAUCCAAGGAGCAAGCUAUGGUUAGAUCUUAAGGGGUGGGCUGGAGUAUAUUUGUUGAUCAGUGAGAACAGAUAGUGGUGCGCAGUUAUAAUAAGGACUUUGUAGGUCAAGAGGAUAAUUUUAAAUUUAAUUAAGCUGUGAAUAGGAAGCCAGUGUAGAGACUUAUGUAGAGGUGCAAUAGAUAUAAAACGACUAAGGUGAAUUAGCCUGGCCAAGGCAUUUGGGAAGGACUUGAGGGAAAAGAAACAGGAGAGAGGAAGGCCAGUUAAAAGGUUAUUGCCAUAGUCAAAUUGCUUAGUUGCUUAGUGCUGUCAGAGCUCAGAAACAGACAUAAUUUAGAGUUAUUGUGUAAGUGGUUGAAACAGGAUGAAGAAAGUGAUUUGAUGUGGGAGAUGAUGAACAAAUUUGAGUCAAGUGUAACUUUGAGGCAGUGGACUUAGGGUGAUGGGGAAAUAGUGAUGCUGUCAACAGUGAUAGAAAAGUUAGAAAUCUGAGUAGACAUGUAUGGGUGAAUUAGAAGAGCUCAGUCUUGGACAUAUUGAGCUUUAGGUGGUGAGAGACCAUUAAGGAAGAAAUGCCAGCUAAGAUGUUGCUGAAAUGAGAAAUAACCAUGACUGUAACCUUUAGAAGAAAGGUCAUUAGUAACCUUUUGUGAGGGGCAGUUUCAGUCAAGUAUUUGGGACAGAAGCCAAAUUGUAGAGGGUCAAGCAGGGAGUUGAAGGACAGGAAGUGGGUUAGGCAUACCUGAACUAGUUUUCCUGGAGUUUUGCCAUUAGAGGAAGCUGUGAUGUAGGGCAGGGCUUUGCAGGAGAAUUAGAGUCAAGGGUGGGCUCCUAUUGGAGGGAUCUUGUUUGAUAAAGGAUGGAAACACAGCAAUUGAAUGUAAUAGGUUGAAGAUGUGAGGGUGGAGAACAAAGAAGGUGUUAGAUGUGGGACAGGGAUAGGGUCAAGUGGGAAGGUAGUGAGGCGUGGAGAAGAUGGUAGAGAUCAAGCUUCAUUCUCAGGGACUACAGCGAAGAAGCAGAAGCUCACUGUGGGGGGUGACUGGAUGUAGAGGCAGAAUAUUGCAAGCAGCCUAAAAAUGUGGCAUUGCAAAUGUGACACUGCAGUUGCACAAGAGGAAAAAAAAACUGUAGGAUAUUUGCUAUAUGCCACACGUUCAUAACAGCUAUGGUAAGAAUGAAAAUGUCUGUCAUUAUAAUAAAUGGGUAGGAUUUAGUGUCCCCAGCUCUUACCUGUGGUGGACCUAUUGAGCCGCUCAAGCCACCAAUCAUGGAUGAUGGGUGGCGGCUCCAAUAUUAAUAAUAAUUGAGGGGGGGGACUAAUGUCUCCUCUGAAACCCCUCACCCAUGGGCGGUAAGUAGAGGCGCUAAUAUAAAUUUUCCCACACAAGUCUCGAAAGAAGCGUGACAUGCCUGUCAGUACACUCUGAUUAGUUGGCUUAUAUGUAUAAGUGGUAUUUGUAGUCAUAAACAACCAAUUGCUAUAAUGGUAUGGUUGCAUGCCAGCUUGGGUGGCUUGAACAUUUCCAAGAGUCACAAAGGACUUUGCAUGAGGAAGAUCCCCAUGACCCUUUAAGUACAGUAAAUCUGAGUAUUACAAUCAAAUUUACUCUAAUAUUUAAUAAAAUAAGAAUUCUCAUCAGUCUUAUCUAGAGCAGUGAAGGAAAAUCCGUUACAUAAUGCAUUCAGGCCCCAGGGUGAGUGCGCAGCUUAGCGGACAGAGGCACAUGUAUGAGUGUGGGAUGGAUGAUGCAUGAUUGGCUAUAUGCUACAUGUGGGAGUCUGAGAUGUGAGGAAGUGGGUGGUGACAGAUCAGACUGACCUCAGUGCCACUUAGGAGCCGGGCCAGCAACAAGUUUCCCACCCACCCUCCCUUUGCUGCUUUGGGCCCGGGGGGUUGUCACAGCGAGGCGGGGGUGUGUCCUUGCCAAAUAAGGGAUGGUUUGGUAGAUUAGAUGAAAAAGGGGGAUAAUGGCCGGGUCUCAUCCUCCCCCUGUCUCUUGAACCUGGAGGAGGUACCAGGUUGGACGUGUCCCCACUGGGUUGUAAGUCGACCAGUGGGGAGCAUUAUGGUUGGGCCCCACCGAGUUGGUGGGGAGCCCUGAAAAGGAAGAUGUUUUUAUUAUGCCGAGGGGGGGAGGUGAGAGCCUUGCGGAAGUUAGAUUGGCAAGGACGGUUUCUUUGGUUACUGUAUGACUAUAUGCAAAUUGUUUAUGUUAACUUAUGAUAUUUAUUAUUUCAUUAUAUGUUAAAGGAGUCAUACAGUAUUUGGUUGUGUUAAUAAAUGCUGUGGCCUGUUUUCUCCAAGAAGUUGUCUGUCGUUAUUUGAAGGGGUAAGUUAUGGUUUUAUGGGGGAUGAAGGGAAUGCUAUCCAAUGCCCACUACGUACAUACAUGAAUUCUACAGGAAACAAGUACAGUUUUGGGGUGUGUGAGAAAAUAGUGUUAUUAGAAUAAAAAAGACUGCUUUAAAUAGAAAGGUUUGUCAUGUGUAAUAAUGUGGGAUUAGCAAAUAGUUCUUAUAUGAAAGCCGAAUCUUUCUGCCUGGCAGAUCCUUACUGCAUUUUGCUGACAAAACCAUUUACAACAAUACAUUGAAUAAAAUCCACUGCUAGUCUUUCUAUGCUAGUUAAAAUAUCCCUCAUGUUGUGUUAUAUGCUGCUUGCUGUAACUCUUUCACUGCCAAAGCAAUCAUAGGGUAAGAGCAGACUCAGAAGACACAUUACUGAAAUACACCGCUAUUGUGUGUAGGGUUUACAGAAUAUGUUUGGCACUGCAGUGGGAAUAAUAUUGGCUUUCACCUACCUUUUCUGAGCAGAGCUUACUUUAGAAAACUGCACAUAUUGAUGAUUAUGCAGUAACUUCAAAGAAAACCCUUUUUUAUAUUUUAUUUUUAAUAGUACCUUAAAAAGUAAUAAUUGAGUGGAGUGAUAGGUUAUGGUGGGUACAAUUUCAGGCUUACAAACCAUCUGAAUUUUGUUGGGACAGUCCCGAUUUUAGAGCUCUGUUGUCCAGACUUUGUUCUCUGUUGUCCUGCUUUUGGGAAUACCAUAGGACUGUCUCUGGAAAGCAUAGUGCAAGCACAUACUUAAAUGUAUAAAACAACAGGAUUUCUGGCGCUUGUCUGAUAUAUGUGUGGCAGCUUAUAAUUCUCAAACCUGAGUCUCUUCUUCUGGCCUUAAAAAGAUACUGUAUGCAAUGAGAUGUAGGGAAGCAGUGCCUUCAGAGUGUCCUCAAAUCCCUGUAGUGUUGAGCAGGUAUAAAAGAAAAGAAGAUACAAUUGGAAUAUAGUGUAGUAUUUCUUUGGAGACUAAUGAAUUAAAUAAAUGGAUAAAACUUACAAUUUACUUAUGAUCAGUUCUAGUUGUAUGCGCUUGGGGGUAUUAUCCCAGCCUGUGGAUACGUUGAUGGUCCCUGUCCUUUACAGGGUGGUGCUCCAGGCUUAUUAGUCACUUUUGAUGCCAAGUGUUCAGGAGUCUUCUUCUUCAAUGUGAAGCAUUAUGGCAAUAGGAAUUCACCGGUAUAUAGGAUGAAAAUUAAACAUAGUAUAGUGGUCUCUGUAUAGCUGAGAUAAAAGUAAUUAAAGGAGGUAUACUCACAUAAGGAGAGCAAAAAUAGGUUUUGCUCAAUUAUACACAGUGUAGGUAGUAUCUUCCCCACCAAGGAAAUAAAAGUGUGAAUCCUAUGGAUAAAAUCUUCAAGGAUAAAAUCAGGAAGAUCCAGGUGUAGUUAAAAAAAAAAUUUGUUUUAUUUAAGACAAAAAUAAUAGAACCUUUUAUACAGCAUGAAAACACUUUUUCAAAGUGUUACAGCUUAAUGGUCCUGUUUAAAUAGCAGCAAAAUUUUAAAAAAAUGGUUUAGAUGAUGUUACAGAUCAUGUGAUUAACUCAAAACUUGAAUAUAAUACAAUAUUAAAUAAGAGACUAGAAAGAGGUCAAAUAGUAUAAUAAUAGUAUUGUAAAAUAAGACAAAACUAAAUUAUAAGACUUAAAUAAGAUUUUUAAAUCAGGGGCUGGAUAGAUUUAAAUUGAGUGUCAAGGUGGCCACCGCGUCAUUAAAGGGGUACUAAUAUGGCCGCCGCCAGCUAAAAAGACAUGGCAGGCACAACUGAAAUUACCGGAACAAGAGAUUUCACCAGGGGAAGAUGCAAAGGAGGGAAGCGAGGUAAGUACUUACAUGUGCUAGCGCUAUGCUAUAAAAGUGUCUCUUUGCCCUCUGCUAGAUCAUCACCUACCUGAAAAAAAGACAAAAAAGUCACAAUACCAAAUGUGCAUGAAAAAAGAACUACCUAGUGGACCUACCUGAAAUAAAGCAUAUCAUGGAUACAGUCCAUGACCCACUCUUUAAAAAAAAAAAAUAGGCUGCAUAAUAAUUUAACGUGUCUUUGGGCAACCUAGUAAUCUUUAUAAAAGGAAGUUAUUAUCCACGCAACUUGUGAAUAAUUUUUUAUGUUUUAUUACAGUUAGGUUUACUGUACACACAGAACUGAAUAUCAGUUAAAGCACAUUCAGCUGUGGAUAAAAAGAAAAACAAUACACUGCAAUCAUCAUAGCCACUACCGCCCACUGUAGUACCGGGGUCCCGGCUGGGUUAUGAGGCUCCCUUCUGGUCUAGUGACACACUUCUGGCUUCUGUAGAGCUGCAGAAACUGGAAGCCCCAGCUGUCUCUAUUUUUUGGCUGAGAGUAUCAGCUGACCACUCUAAGCCAAUGACUGACAUUUUGUGCAAUGAAAGCUGCACAGAAUUGACAUUGGCCAGUCCGUACUCUAGCGUCAAGUUGGCUGAUAAAACCACAAUGACUUUCCUAGAGAUGAUGUUACACCUUCAGAAGAAGAGAGGUUAAACUCCAUAGGUGCAGCAUCUCAUAGCGAAAGCCUGCACAUACAGACUCCAGGCACUAUGAUCACUUUAAAUAAUUGAAGUGGCCAAGGUUCUUGGAGUGACCUUUUAAGGAGUGAGAGUAUUAGAUGUUACAGCCCAUGGUUGCACAUUUUCUAGUAGUGAUUGACUACACUCUCAUCAAUGUCUGGCUGGUGUAUGGUACUGGGUGCUGCUGCCAUUUUUAGUUAGAUUACAUUGCAUGGCUUUGUUCAGUUUUCCUUUCCUGAUGCCCCUUGUAUCUUAAAGUAAAACUAUAGUGCUAAGGAAAACAAAGUUGUUUUCCUGGCACUAUAGCUCCUUAUAGUGCCCCCACCAAUGGUGCAGAAGGAAAGAUUUAAAAACCCCUUCCAUCACUUACCUGAUUCCAGCAUUGAUGUCCAUCGGGUCUGGUUCAGACUCUGCCUCCACUCCUUUACCGCUGACAUAAGCCAGCGGGGGAUACCUAAUGCGCAUGAACAGUGAUCAGUGUUCGCAUUAGUACUUCCCUCAUUUGAUGUGCAUAAAAUGAGGAUGCCCAGCAUCAGUUAGGUGACCAAAAGUCGCCUAUUGACCCAGGAGUCACUCUAGUGUCUAGUGGCCGUCUGGUAGUCAAUAGAGGUGUAGUUAACCCUCAAAGGUAAUUAUUGCAGUUUACUAAAGUUAAGGGACCUGUGAGGGUUAAGGGACCUGUGACACUGCACCCAGACCACUUCAAUUAGCAGAUGUGGUCUGGGUACCUAUAGUGUUCUAUUAAUUCUCCCAUAUUUAUAAUAAAAUUGAGAGGAUACGGAGGGACAAACAAUUAUCAAACUUCCCCACAAAACUGAAAAGUGACUGUUCCACUUUAAAGACAGGGGUUGGCUCGGUUUUGUUACACUCAUAUUUUGCAUUUAUACCUUGUACAGUGCUGUAGAUUAUAUUGUUUUUUUCACAAACAAAAAUAUUACUAAUCUCAUUCAGGCUGUUUCAUGAUUAACUGCAUUAAGAAACCAAUUACAUGUUGCUAUUGGUUCCUCCAAAUUUUACGCUAGGCAAAAGAAGUGAUAAAUGUGCCCAAAAUACAUUUAAAAAAAAAUAAAAAAAAUUCUCCUUGGGUAUCCUCUAUUUAUUGAUAUAUGUUCUGUUUGUUACUCAGGAUCUCCAGAAGAAAGGAAAGCCGUUCAAACAGCCUGCUCUUAUUUGAAGUCAGAUGCUUGCUUAGUCUUUGCAGCUCCUCCAACCGCCCCACCUGCAGGGAUUAAGUUACAGAUCACAGGCAACAAGGAGUUGCUGCCAGGGAAUCCUAUGUCUCUGAACAUCUUAAUUGAAAAUGAAUCCGAUGAUGCCAAGACUGUGAAUGUUAUAGUUGGCUGUCAGCUACAGACCUACACUGGCAAAGUCAUUGCCAAACUGGCAUCCAUCACUCAGAUAGUUGAAGUUGCAGGGAAACAAGGUACUAAUGAAAAACAUUGAUAAUGACAAAUCUAUGAGAUGCACAUGGAUGUAUAGCAUAAUAUUGAGACCAGUGACAACAAUAUUUGGUGUAUUACGGAAUGUUUUAGGAUUAUCAGCUGUCAUAGUUUCGCUCAAAUGACUAUUUAUUCUAAACUGCCAGUGUUUUGUGCUUAGUCAUAUGGAACACAUAAUGAAGCCAAAAAUUUCAGAGGGCAUUAUUGGCUGCCACCUGUUCGUUCUUAACAUUUCUAAUAGUAUUUUGUGUUUUUGUAUUGACCUAGCAAUACAAUUCUAUGUGAUUAGCACAAAUUUUAAUGUCUAAUUCAGGUGAACCAGAUCAGUGGGUUCAGGACAAUAUUUGUUUAGGACAAGUUAUGAAGGAAGAAAGUUUAACACAUUUUCUCUCAUUUCUGCUGCCUUGUGACAUUCAGCAUGAGAGAAAAUAUAGAUGGCACUUAACUAGUUGCACCCCUCCCCAUUCCAAAGCCAAUUAUAUGCAGAUAUAAAUAUCUCACCCUACAGCUCAUGGGAUGGAGGAAGAAGUGAGAAGGCUUCUCCAGUGCCAUUCCUCUAAUUGUAUUUAAUCACUCAGCCACUUAAUGGAAAAGAGUCAUAGUGGGAACCGUGCCAUAGUGGCUACAAAGGCACCAGAACACCACAGGUUUUUCUCAGCCAUAGUUCAGCUCCCAGGUAUACACUGUAGAUCAGGACUGUCCAACCUGCGGCCCCCCCAGAUGUUGCUGAACUACAACUCUCAUGAUUCCCUGGCUCUCUGUUUAAUUGAAAGAAUCAUGGGAGUUGUAGUUCAGCAACAUCUGGUGGGCCGCAGGUUGGACAGGCCUGCUGUAGAUCCUUGAUAGAUGAAUUAGAACUCAAACACAUGACAUCAUGUACAGCGGUAUUUAUGGGAUAACAAAAAUCAAAUUGUGUGUAACAGGAAUUGUUAUGCCCCAAAACCAGUGCGGUAAAAAACAAAAGGGGAUUAUUAACACAAACCCACCCAUAUAGACUAACUGUAACAUAAUCUACAUGUUGCAGAUAUGGGUGCCUAGAGUACCUUUUUAAUCCCUGUUGAGUGUGACAAAGAUGAGUGUUAAACUCAAGAAUAUAAGACUGCACAAACAGUCAUUAACAGGCUGUGUCCAAACUCCACUCCCUACAAUCCGGCAUUAUUUGGGGGAAGUACCACUUUCCCAUUCAAUGGUCAAUAUACUUUAACAAAUAUUAAAAGAAUGGCAAAUGAUGCAUUCAUUUGUUUUACUGCUGCUAUGGCCAUGGUAGCUGUUUGUGCAUUUGAUUGCUUUGAAUCAUGAUAACAUGUUUGUUUUCCUGUUUUUCUUUGUUUGAAUUAAGCUGCCACCAUCCCCCUGAAUGUGGCUGCAGACUUGUACAUGAAGUCUGUUAUUUUGGUGGAUGACGAGCUCAUUAUAAUGGUCAAUGUUAUAAGUGAAACCAUGGAGACAAAUGAAAAAAACAGCGAGAGCAUGGUUAUAUCAUUCACAUAUCCUGCCAUCACGGUGGAGGUAAAUCUUUUUGCAUAUCUUCAGGUUGUUGACCUUAACUGUAGAAAAAAAAAACCACUGUUCAGAAAUUGCUGCUACAGUAUAUAAUAAGACAAUCGGUGUCACACAGACCAAAUAAAGUCUUAGAUGGGCCAUGGAGCAACCCACCUAAAAUGGACAGAAUUAAAGAACAAUAUACAGAAGAAAUUAGAAAAAUACAGCGCAUAAGCCAGUUUUCCCUGUAACUGCAAAUUAAUAAUUAAGUAAAAAAUACCAGAAGACAAUAUCAAAAAUUAAAUAUAUUUUAUCCUUUACAAUUUUAUUUCUAAAAUUUACAUAUUUUUCCUACAGUGUCAAUGUUUAGCUUGAAAUUUUUCCUUGCAUUAUUUAUAAAGGGAAAAUAUUGUGGUUUUUAUCAACUAUUUUUUUAUUUCUAAUUACACAGAGGUGUUCAUAUAUUUUUUCACAGAAACAUUUUUAUCUGAUAUGUACUUCCCUUCAUUGUCAGAUGAAAUAGUUCUAGUAUAUAGAGCAAAAGCCUGUGAUUUUGUCAGACAGAACUCUGCAAUGUCCUUCCUUUUGCCCUUACAUUGAUGUCUUAUCUCAAUACACGUUUUCAUUACAUACUGACAUUCCCAGUAUACAAAAUGUAAAUAUAGUUGAAAAGUGUGAAAAAACGGUACAUUACAUUUUUCUUCUGCUAAAUUCCUUGCGAUUUAAAAGUGAAACCACUCUCCAUGGGAAUUUUUAUUUUUUAUUUUACAGCACAGUGUGUUUACUUUAGAAGUCCUGCUCUGUUAAUUGAACUUUAAUAACACAGGAGGCAAUGUAGGUUCUAACAGUAUAUCUAACAAAUACUAGAUUAAACACACUGUGCAAUAAGGGAAAUUAAAAAAACUUUUUUUUUUAAAGAAAGUGUGAAGGCAAUCUACAUGAGUCAGUGCUUGGGGAGGUCUUGUUAAGGCUACAUUAGCAAAGUGAUUUAAAUCUUAAAUGCCAGAUUUCCUACUUUAUUCGGCUAAAUUUGUUUGUUUGCAUGUACCUUUCAAUGAUUUACAAUUUCAGGAAAUAUCACCAGUGGCCCAAUAUUGCAACUGAAAUCUCCUGUACUGCAUUUUAUGGUUAUUUAUGCAAUAAAUAUUUUUAUGAAUCUCUCAUUUAGUAAAAUCAGUAUAACAACAAUUGCACUGUUCAGUCUGUUAAUUCCCUUCAGAUGCGGUUAGUUCUCAAAAUAAUAUCCGUAAUUUAUUUUUUAUUUCCCUUUAGAUGCCAGAAACUGGAAAAAUUAAUGAAGAUUUCACUUGUACUUUUACUUUUAAGAAUACACUUCAUAUUCCUCUAGAAAAAUGUGAGCUUCAUGUGGAAGGACUUGGCAUAUUCAAAUUGGAGAAGUUCGAUCAAGGGUGAGCACAAUUUAAAACAUCUAACUGGAUAAUGCACAGAGAGGCUACAUCCUAAAGCUACUGUUGCAUGAAUCUCAAGUAAUGGAUGGAUUUUGUCCUGUCAGUCUAUAGGAGGUGGGGUAAAAGUCAAAUAUCAGUCAAAUAGGGUGGGAGUAAAGCACUGCCCUAUUGGAGAGAGCAAGAGACAGGUAUGUAAGGUAGAGGCUACUUUUGGGGGGCCACAAGCUUUCCUGAAUAGAUGGGUUUUAAGGCCCUUCUUAAAUGAUUGGAGACUAGGGGAGAGUCUGAUGGCUAGAGGUCCUGCAAGCGCGAGUUGGCAGUACGGGUGCGAGCAGCGGUCAGGAGGCGGUCACAGGAAGAGCAGAGGGAACGAGGAGGGGCAUACCUAUGGAUCAGUGAAGAGAUAUAAGAGGGGUUAGAAUUGUUCAGUGCUUUAAAUGUAUGGGUUAGCACUUUGAAUUGACUCCUAUAGGAUACAUGGAGCCAAUGUAAGGACUGACAGAGGGGUGAGGUGGGAGAGGACCGACUAGAGAGGAAGAUCAGUCCAGCUGCAGCAUUCAUUACAGACUGUAGCGGGGCAAUACGGCUUUUUGGGAGACCAAUCAGGAGAGGGUUACAGUAAUCCAUGCGGGAAAUUACUAGAGCAUGGACAAGCUCCUUGGUAGCAUCUUGCGUAAGAAAGGGGUGGAUGCGGGCUAUGUUUUUAAGUUGGACCCUACAGGAUUUGGAAACAAACUGGAUGUGAGGCUCAAAGGUGAGGCCAGAGUCAAGUAUGACGCCAAGACAGCGCGCUUGCAAGGAUGGACUUAUGUGGGUAUCACUGACUUGAAGAGAGAGCGAGAGAGGAGGAUCAGUAUAAGGAGGAGGAAAGACAAGGAGUUCAGUUUUAGUGAGAUUGAGUUUCAGAAAGCGUGAGGACAUCCAGUCAGAGAUGGAAGAAAGGCAAGCAGUAACACGUUGCAGGAGGGAAGGGGAGAGGUCCGGGGUGGAGAGGUAUAUCUGAGUGUCAUCAGCAUACAGGUGGUAGUGGAAUCCAAAAGAGGCAAUAAGUUUGCCAAGAGAAGCAGUAUAAAGAGAAAAUAGAAGGGGACCCGGGACAGAGCCUUGGGGAACUCCAACCGAGACACUAUGAGGGGAGGAGGUAUUCUUGGAAAAAGACACUGAAUGAGCAUUGGGAGAGAUAGGAGGAAAACCAAGAGAGGACAGAGUCACAGAGACCGAGUGAUUGAAGAGUUUGAAAGAGGAGAGCAUGAUCAACGGUGUCAAAGGCAGCAGAGAGGUCAAGGAGAAUUAAUAUGGUGUAGUGACCUUUUGGAUUUAGCUGUGAUUAGGUCAUUAGUAACUUUGAUAAGAGCAGUCUCAGUAGAGUUGAGAGGGUGGAAGCCAGACUGAAGAGGGUCAAGGAGAGCGUUGGAAUUGAGGAAGCAAGACACAUGGAUAAAGGCAAGUCUUUCCAAAAGCUUUGAUGAGAAAGGGAGCAGGGUUGUGGGACGAUAGUUAGAGGGGGAGGAUGAUUUAAGAGAUGUUUUUUUCAGGAUAGGUACUACAGUGGCAUGUUUAAGGUCAGCAGGAACAGUGCCAGAAGAGAGAGAGCAGUUAAAGAUGUGUGUUAGGGUAGGCACAAGACAAGGGUAGAGAGAUCUGAUGAGGUGAGUUGGGACAGGAUCGAGUGGACAAAACAAAACACAGUAAAAUAAUUUGGGGGGCCCCAAAUAUUACCAAAGGAAACUUGUGAUUGCUCUCCUGAAACAAAAAUAUACGCCUGCCUUGAUAACCAAGAAGACACAGUGGUCCUCAGAACUAAAUUAAUUAAUACAGGUCAACUAUAUCCUAAUUAAACUGUGGACUUGGGAAAUAGUACACACUACCUUCACAUCAUGGUGAUGAUGGGUGGUUGAUGAUGGUUGGCUCUAUAUAUUACCUAUAUACUAAAAGUAAGAAAACAUAUGUAGAAUUAUUAAUUUAUUUAUUUUCACUGAAAAAAAUUAAACGCUUUAUAUAUUAUUUAAGAAAGAUAACAUUUACUACUUGCCAAUGCCAAGUUUCGUAUUAUCAGCUUCUGGCAGACCAUGUUACUCAUGUAAAUAAUCUCAGUCCUGUCUUUUUGCUUGCAUGUCAGCUUAUUCCAAUGUAGUAACAGUUUUUUGGCCAAAGGCAUUAUUGAGGUUUUAAACAAAAUAAGUAAAAAAAAAAAAAAAAUUUUAUAUGGUCUAUAUUAAAGAUCAUUGACAUCAUUGGACGUUUUCAUUAUUGGUUCCCUUUAAAAACUGUAAUCCAAUUUAUUUUGUUAAAUUCCUAUAAAUUGAUGAAAAUCUAAUUCGCAGGGAUAUACGACCCGGAGGAAUAUUCCGCUCCAAAAUUAUAUGUGCGCCAAAGAAAACCGGAGAGAAGAAGAUCGUAGCUGAACUAAUUUCCAAACAAAUCAAAGGAAUUUCAGCCGAAAAGAUGAUUACAAUUACUAACUAG
This is a messenger RNA of Pelobates cultripes (western spadefoot toad), 66041 nucleotides long. The record is from the annotation of a GenBank genome assembly. Lineage: Eukaryota; Metazoa; Chordata; Amphibia; Anura; Pelobatidae.